UAUGAGAGGGAGAUUCAGAGUGAAACGGGAUCCUAUUCCAUUCACGAUGAAUUCAUUUAUAUGUUGGAAUAUGCAUUACCAAACAUUUCAGGCAGGCGUUUCACAACUCAUAGCAGGUUAAAUAUUGUCUUGCGAUUCGAUGAAAGAAAAGACGCAUAAAAGAGAUGGGCACUGGACGGCGACUUUCAACAAUUUCAGUCAACUCAAUCCUGGGAAAUCCAGGUUAUUGCGUCCGGUUCGUUGUACUUGCAGUGGUUUUUAUUCAGGUGUGCGCAACGUUUAACUUGGAAACAGAAAACCGGGUCGUCUACUCUGGACCUAAGGGAAGUUUUUUCGGUUAUUCCUUGGAUUUUUUCUACAAUAAUGCAUCUAGGUGAGUGCGCAUUAAUCUUACCCCUCAGUUAGAUUUGCUUUCUUUUAUGGUGUUUUAGGCAAAUGCCACCACACUAUACACAAAUCCAUUAACUUCAAAAGGGAUAUGAAUUAUUCCCUAUUUGAUAUUCUUGUAAUUCAAUGUAGUCUACUUUCACGCAUGGUCUACACGGCAUUGUACUAUUUCGAUUUGAAUAACGGUUUGUAGGGAACUACAUUGGACAAGCGCAGGUUGACGUUUAUUGUCAUGAAUCUUGCCCUGGAGGCGGAACUGAGCGAUUUUUGCUAGAUGGGCCAGCUGCAAAGUUAAAAUGUUCUAUUUCGUAAAAAUAUUUUAUAACUUUGUGGCUGUGCCAGCUAGUGACUACUCUGCAGAGCUGCCUCCAGACCAAGAUUUAUGACAAUAAAUGGCAACCCGCUUACUCUCAUGGUGUGAUAUCAUCUUAAAGGGAAGCUCCACUCGGAAAAAAAUGCAGAAAUAUUGUUUUUAUUAGUCCACUGUUGAUACAGUCCCAAAAUGUUUUCCAUGUCAGCAGUCAAGUUUUCAAGACAUUGGACUUUGAAGAAGCAAAUUGCCACCGGCUGUAUCAUCAUGCUAAGUAGGCUAUUUUCCAUAUGUUCACUUUCUCCAGCAUAGCCUGUGGUCAGUAAGCUAGGCCUGAUAGCCGAUAAAGCAUUUGUCGUUAUUCAUUGAUUAUUCUGUGAUAUAUUCCAGAAAGAUAUAUUCAGCAUUUUUGCGGAUCUGGAUCAAAUAAAGUGAAAAUGAAAAUCCUUGGAUGAAUGGGGAUUCCAUGGACUUUGAAUAGGGUCCCCCCCCCCCCACCCUUCUAGAAUUGUAUUAUAUAAAGAACACAAAUAUAAAUGCAACAUGCAACAAUUUCAAAGAUUUUACUGAGUUACAGUUCAUAUAAGGAAAUCAGUCAAUUGAAAUAAAUUCAUUAGGCCCUAAUCUAUGGAUUUCAUAUGACUGGUAAUACAGAUAUGCACCUGUUGGUCACAGAUACCUUUAAAAAAAGGUAGGGGCAUGGAUCAGAAAACCAGUCAGUAUCUGGUGUGACCGCCAUUUGCCUCAUGCAGUGAGACACAUCUCCUUUGCAUAGAGUUGAUCAGGCUGUUGAUUGUGGCCUGUGGAAUGUCGUCCCACUCCUCUUCAAUGGCUGUGUGAAGUUGCUGGAUAUUGGCGGGAACUGGAACACACUGUUGUGCACCUCGAUCCAGAGCAUCCCAAACAUGCUCAAUGGGUGACAUGUCUGGUGAGUAUGCAGGCCAUGGAAGAACUGGGAAUUGUGUACAGAUCCUUGCGACAUGGGGCCGUGCAUUAUCACACUGAAACAUGAGGUUUUGGUGGCAGAUUAAUGGCACGACAAUGGGCCUCAGGAUCUAUUCACAGUAUCUCUGUGCAUUCAAAUUGCCAUAGAUAAAAUUAAAUUGUGUUCGCUGUCUGUAGCUUAUGCCUGCCCAUACCAUAACACCACCGCCACCAUGGGGCACUCUGUUCACAACAUUGACAUCAGCAAACCGCUCGCCCACACUACGCCAUACACGUGGUCUGCGGUUGUGAGGCCGGUUGGAUGUACUGCCAAAUUCUAUAAAAUGACGUUGGAGGUGGCUUAUAGUAGAGAAAUUAAUAUUCAAUUCUCUGGCAACAGCUCUGGUGGACAUUCCUGCAGUCCGCAUGCCAAUUGCACACUCCCUCAAAACUCUGUGGCAUUGUGUUGUGUGACAACACUGCACAUUUUAGAGUGGCCUUUUAUUGACCCCAGCACAAGAUGCAACUGUGUAAUGAUCAUGCUGUUGAAUCAGCUUCUUGAUAUGCCACGUCUGUCAGUUGGAUGGAUUAUCUUGGCAAAGGAGAAAUGCUCACUAACAGGGAUGUAAACAAAUCUUUUCCCAAAAUUUGAGAGAAAUACGCUUUUUGUGCGUAUGGAAAAUGUCUGGGAUCGUUUAUUUGAGCUCAUGAAACAUGGGACCAACACUUUACAUGUUGCGUUUUAUAUUUUUGUUCAGUGUAAUUUCUUUCAUAUUUACGGAUUCAUGGAUGCUAUUAGCCAGCAGUAGAAGGUAAAGUCUCAUGAACCUUGAACAUCAUUCCCCUAAAUAACUCACUAAAGAAUAUUUCUAAGCCUAUUAUAAUACAAAUACACACACACGGCCUAUCCUUUUUAGAGCAACCAUCGUCAUCAACAGUGUCAUGGCAGCUGAAGACAAUUAAAGGACAUGAGCAGUAAGGUAGUAGUCUGUUUGUAAACUUCAAGUCCCUUUCUUUUAAAUGACCAUUAGAGACCAUCAGCAGGGAGGAAGUCCAAUGGUUUAAACUGAACUGAAGUAUCAUCUUGCACCAUUACUCAGGAAAUAAGCAAAACAUGAACAGCCCUUGUCCAUUAAUCUCACGGUAGAAAUUGAGCCUGGGGGCGAGGUUACAUGUAGGUAGCUUGAUCAAAUAGUGAGAGAUGGCGUGACCUAGACCUAGGUUUGAACAACCACAGUGUCAGACUAUGGUUGGACUAAUUCUAAUAAGAAAGGGGCAUCAAGUUGGUCAUGCAGGCCAAGUUUACAAUGGGAUCACUCUAGAGAUUUAGCUUUGACAUAAUCAUGAGGCCUAUAAUAUAAUGUCCCGUGUAGCUCAGUUGGUAGAGCAUGGCGCUUGCAACGCCAGGGUUGUGGAUUCAAUUCCCAUGGGGGAAGAGUAUGAAAAAAAAAUUAUGCACUCACUAACUGUAAGUCGCUCUGGAUAAGAGCGUCUACUAAAAAUUAAAUGAUAAUGUUAGGUCACAAUGCUCAUUUUCCUAAUAGUUAAUAAGGACGACCCAUUUACUCAAAUCUGAGGGUCACCAUUAAACAUCGGGGCUGAGCUGAUCGAUGUUUAAACACAUAUUUAGAGGCUAGGCCUAUAUCAACUCCCCCUGCCCCAGCUUUCCUUCUACCGUUUUCUGACAGAUGUGUGUUGUGGAGUCAUUACCAAGAUGUUGAUUCAGCCCAAUUGUAGAAGUCAGCUCUUUUCCCCCUGGUGCUUUAUUUGCCUUGUCAGGACAGGACAACGGUAGCCUUUGUGCUGAAAUAAACUAAAUCAUUGAAUAGCUACCUAUUUUUAUUGUUUUGAUUUCGUAAACUUGAUCAUAUGACUGUUGCUCACUCCUGCCUGGUUUUGGUUGGAGUAGGUGGACAGCAGUUGAUGUCAUAGAGAGACAAAUAGAGUGACACACUUUUUUUCUCACUCGCCCCAAAAAGGCUCCGCUCAUGUCCAUGCAUGCCGCAAAUUAGAUUGUGUUGUCCCAUACAGGUGGUUUCCAGAGUUUGCUGUUUUUCAGCAUGCCAAAGUUGUUUAUGUGUCUCAGUGACAUACACAGUGUGAGUCAAUAAGCCUAGUUAACACAGAACCCUAGUGUUUUGGUAAAGAGGGUGUCUGGCAAUAAGCCUAGUUAACACAGAACCCUAGUGUUUUGGUAAAGAGGGUGUCUGGCAAUAAGCCUAGUUAACACAGAACCCUAGUGUUUUGGUAAAGAGGGUGUCUGGCAAUAAGCCUAGUUAACACAGAACCCUAGUGUUUUGGUAAAGAGGGUGUCUGGCAGUAAUAAGUGAUCAGCAGCAGCUGUAUGGUUGUGUUGAAUAAGCUGCAAUGUUAAUGCAGUGAUUUCCCUACAUUAAAGUGUCGUGUUCGUUCUCGUCAUUUAUUCCAUUUCCACAGAUUGUCGCCAUUUGCCCCUUAGUAGCCCAAUACUCCACUGAAAUGUGUUUCGUGUUUAGCCUCUUUGGUGGAAUACUGAUUGAUUAAAUGUAGGUAUCCUACACUGCGUCUUUUGGAUUGUGGAGAGAUGGAAGUAGACUAGAAUGUCCCAUCUUCUCUCUCUCUCGCUCACUCGCUCGCUCUCCUAUCUACCCAUUUACCCUCCUCCUCCCUCUAUCAGUCCAGUAGAGGUGAUGGAGAUAAAAACUAGCCUCAGCUAUGAUCUGUUUACUGAGACAGGACAGAGCCAUUGGGGAACGUUAUGACAGACUGGUGGCGAUGAUGAUGAUGAUGAUGAUAAGGUACCUGUAAAAUGAGAAGGAUCCUUUCAGGGCCUGUAUUCAUAAAGCAUCUCAUAGUAGGUGUGCUGAUCUAGGAUCAGUUUAGCCUUAAAUCAUAGAUAGAGCAUAGUUAAUUAAUUAAGAAUAUUAUAUUGUCAGGGGGGACAUGAUCCUAGAUUAGCUGUCCUAAAAUGAAAUACUUUGUGAAUGCAGCCCUGAACUGCCUUUUAAGUGAGUCAACAUUACUUAUAGGGAACAGGAUCCAUGAAGGGAGGGAGUAUAUGUGGCCAAAUCAUUGCUCAAAUCAGUUAAAAACAGUAACCGAAGAUUAAUUGAUCAAAAGAACUCAUAGCUUCCUGUACUCCCACUUAUGGUUAUUUUUGGCCGACUGUGCACUAAUAAUGUGUUUUUGUCUUCUGUUUUUUUUCUACAGUUCCAGUAUUCUGAUUGGUGCUCCCAAAGCUAACACCAGCCAACCGAACGUCAUAGAAGGUGGAUCUGUGUACUUAUGUCCCUGGAGCCAGGGUCAAUGGGAUUGCAGUGUCGUCAUUUUUGACAAAGAAGGUAAGGUACCUGGCUGAAUAACCUGGUGGAAUUAGUUGGUGUGAAUGCGUGGAAAAGCAGCUCAUCAAUGUUUCUUCCUUGUGUAAAGUAUGAUGAGUUUCCCCAUUAACAAUGUUAACAUCAGGUUUCAUACGUAGAUUUUACAAAAGACAGUGUAUACCGAAUUUCAAAGUAUUCCCCCCAGUUAAAGUUGAUUGUUUAACCAUAAACAUUUCCCUUUAGCCAUAAAACUAUAAGGCUUCUAUUAGCGAGCUGUCACGUUGUAUAAUGAUUAGAAGACAGGCGCAGGAAUACGUAUUAGGGGUUUUAUUACUCCACCCAAAACAAACACGUAUAUAUAUACAAAAGGGAUGUAACCCAAACAAAGAGUGAGGUGUAACCUCUACACAAUACACGGGACGAAACCCGUAAACAACCAGAAUACAAUACAUGGUACUCACGAGACCAAUGGACAUGGGACAAUAAUCGACAAGGACAAUGGGGAACAGAGGGCACAUACAGUGGGGAAAAAAAGUAUUUAGUCAGCCACCAAUUGUGCAAGUUCUCCCACUUAAAAAGAUGAGAGAGGCCUGUAAUUUUCAUCAUAGGUACACGUCAACUAUGACAGACAAAAUGAGAAAUUGUAGGAUUUUUAAUGAAUUUAUUUGCAAAUUAUGGUGGAAAAUAAGUAUUUGGUCAAUAACAAAAGUUUCUCAAUACUUUGUUAUAUACCCUUUGUUGGCAAUGACACAGGUCAAACGUUUUCUGUAAGUCUUCACAAGGUUUUCACACACUGUUGCUGGUAUUUUGGCCCAUUCCUCCAUGCAGAUCUCCUCUAGAGCAGUGAUGUUUCGGGGCUGUCGCUGGGCAACACGGACUUUCAACUCCCUCCAAAGAUUUUCUAUGGGGUUGAGAUCUGGAGACUGGCUAGGCCACUCCAGGACCUUGAAAUGCUUCUUACGAAGCCACUCCUUCUUGCCCUUGCUGAUGGAAGGAGGUUUUCACUCAAACUCUAACGAUACAUGGCCCCAUUCAUUCUUUCCUUUACACGGAUCAGUCGUCCUGGUCCCUUUUCAGAAAAACAGCCCCAAAGUAUGAUGUUUCCACCCCCAUGCUUCACAGUAGGUAUGGUGUUCUUUGGAUGCAACUCAGCAUUCUUUGUCCUCCAAACACGGCGAGUUGAGUUUUUACCAAAAAGUUCUCUUUUGGUUUCAUCUGACCAUAUGACAUUCUCCCAAUCCUCUUCUGGAUCAUCCAAAUGCACUCUAGCAAACUUCAGAUGGGCCUGGACAUGUACUGGCUUAAGCAGGGGGACACGUCUGGCACUGCAGGAUUUGAGUCCCUGCGGCGUAGUGUGUUACUGAUGGUAGGCUUUGUUACUUUGGUCCCAGCUCUCUGCAGGUCAUUCACUAGGUCCCCCCAUGUGGUUCUGGGAUUUUUGCUCACCGUUCUUGUGAUCAUUUUGACCCCACGGGCUGAGAUCAUGCGUGGAGCCCCAGAUCGAGGGAGAUUAUCAGUGGUCUUGUAUGUCUUCCAUUUCCUAAUAAUUGCUCCCACAGUUGAUUUCUUCAAACCAAGCUGCUUACCUAUUGCAGAUUCAGUCUUCCCAGCCUGGUGCAGGUCUACAAUUUUGUUUCUGGUGUCCUUUGACAGCUCUUUGGUCUUGGCCAUAGUGGAGUUUGGAGUGUGACUGUUUGAGGUUGUGGACAGGUGUCUUUUAUACUGAAAACAAGUUCAAACAGGUGCCAUUAAUACAGGUAACGAGUGGAGGACAGAGGAGCCUCUUCAAGAAGAAGUUACAGGUCUGUGAGAGCCAGAAAUACUUAUUUUCCACCAUAGUUUGCAAAUAAAUUCAUAAAAAAUCCUACAGUGUGAUUUUCUGGAUUUUUUUUCUUCUCAAUUUGUGUACCUAUGAUGAAAAUGACAGGCCUCUCUCAUCUUUUUAAGUGGGAGAACUUGCACAAUUGGUGGCUGACUAAAUACUUUUUUCCCCCACUGUAUAUACACAUACUAAUCAGGGGGAAUGGGAACCAGGUGUGCGUAAUGAGACAAGACAGUCCGGGGUUGGUGGUAAUGAUCCAUGUCAGUGACGCCUAGAAAGCCGGUGACGUAGACCUCCGGAACUGGUGAAUGGAAUGAACAGCAGGACUGGGGGGAUCCGUGACACGAGCUCACUCACUAAGAUGACCUUAAGGUUAUGGUGAUGAACCUCUCCGUCAAGGCUUAGGGAUUCUUCACCAACAGUGCUCCGUUUUUAUUUAAACCAUUCUUUGAAGUUUGUCCUGUGUUUUGUAGUGGCCAAGUCUUCUCUCGUAUUCCCCCUUUCCAAGGCCUAUAGAGCCUAGUUUGAUUUCCUAGCUGGCUGGCUUCAAGCCCAGUGUUGUAACUGUAAUUAGGCCAAAGUCAUUACGGGGACAAGGACCCCUGAGGACCCCUGGGCUGCCCCUAGCUCUGCCUGCCAGUGAAGCGGUCACAAACCCCAUCAGAUAAAGCAGGAAGUGGCCCACCGUUUGAGGAUCAGAGUGUGUGUUAUCACAGGUCACAAACAUAUUAUACGUUACAUAGACACAUACACACACUGGAUACACACAGACUCAGAUACACACACACACAAAUGCUCACACACAUACUGUACACCAGUGGAAGCUAUAGGAGGAUGGGCUCGUUGUAAUUUCUGGAAUGGAAUGAAUGGAAUGGUAUCAAACACGUCAAACAUGGAAACCACAUGUUUGACUCCAUUCCAUUCUGUACUCAGGUACAGACACGAAUGCACAUAAACAGGAUACAGACAUAUACAGAGCCUUCAGAAAGUAUUCACACCCCUUGACUUUUUCCACAUUUUGUUGUGUUACAGCCUGAAUAAAAUUGAUUAAAUUCCAAUUUUUUUGUCACUGGCCUACACACAAUACUCCAUAAUGUCAAAGUGGAAUUAUGUUUUUUGAAAUGUUUACAAAUAAGUAAAAAAUGAAAAUGGAAAUGUCUUGAGUCAAUAAGUAUUCAACCCCUUUGUUAUGACAAGCCUAAAUAAGUUCAGGAGUAAACAUUUGCUUAACAAGUCACAUAAUAAGUAUGGACUCACUCUGUGUGCAAUAAUAGUGUUUAACAUGAUUUUUGAAUGACUACCUCAUCUUUGUACCCCACACAUACAAUUAUCUGUAAGGUCCCUCAGUCAAGCAGUGAAUUUCAAACACAGAUUCAACCACAUAGACCAGAGAGGUUUUCCAAUGCCUCGCAAAGAUAUAUCCCUUUGAGCAUGGUGAAGUUAUUUAUUACACUUUGGAUGGUGUAUCAAUACACCCAGUCACUGCAAAGAUACAGGCGUCCUUCCUAACUCAGUUACCGGAGAGAAAGGAAACCACUCAGGGAUUUCACCAUGAGGCGAAUGGUGACUUUAAAACAGUUACAGAGUUUAAUGGCUGUGAUAGGAGGAAACUGAGGAUGGAUCAACAACAUUGUAGUUACGCCACAAUACUAACCUAAUUGACAGAGUGAAAAGAAGGAAACCUGUACAGAAUAACAAAUAUUCCAAAACAUGCAUCCUGUUUGCAAUAAGGCACUAAAGUAAUACUGGAAAAAAUGUGGAAAAGCAAUCAACUUUUUGUCCUGAAUACAAAGUUUAUGUUUGGGGCAAAUCCAAUACAACACAUUACUGAGUACCACUCUCCAUAUUGUCAAGCGUAGUGGUGGCUACAUCAUGUUAUGGGUAUGCUUGUAAUCGUUAAGGACUGGAUAAAAAAUCAACGGAAUGGAGCUAGAGGUAAACCAGUUCAGUUUGCUUUCCAUCAGACACUGGGUGAUGAAUUUACCUUUCAGUAGGACAAUAAGCUAAAACACAAGGCCAAAUCUACACUGGAGUUGCGUGCAAAGAAGACAGUGAAUGUUCCUGAGUGGCCGAGUUACAGUUUUGACUAAAAAUGGCUUGAAAAUCUAUGGCAAGACCUGAAAAUGGUUGUCCAGCAAUGAUCAACAAUUAAUUUGACAAAGCUUGAAGAAUUCUAAAAAGAAUAAUGGGCAAAUGUUUCACAAUCCAGGUGUGGCAAGCUCUUAGCGACUUACCCAGAAAGACUCACAGCUGUAAUCGCUGCCAAAGGUGAUUCUAGCAUGUAUUGACUCAGGGGGUUGAAUACUUAUCUAAUCAAGAUAUUAGUGUUUUAUUUUUCAUGAUUUUUAUUUUUACAAAUGUUAGAAUUUUUCUUCCACUUUGACAUUACAGAGUAUUUUGUGUAGAUCGUUAACAAAGAAAAUGACAAUUAAAUCCAUUUUAAUCCCAUUUUGUAACACAACACAAUGUGGAUUAAGUCCAGGGGUGUGAACACUUUCUGAAGGUAAUGUACUGUAUACUGUACUCAGACAUGAAUACCCAUAAACUGGAUACACCUUCUCUUGCACGUAAACUGUUUAUACAUACACAAAUACAGACACAUGCACUGCUUACAAACCAAACUGUGAACACAAACACAUACUGUGUACACAAACAUGUGUAUACAUCCACCGGCUUAUAUGCACACAAAUAUACAAAUAUACACCCUAAUAUGUACAUUCUCCAAAUUGAAGGAACAGCUGAUGUGAUAAUUAAUUCAGGAAUUAAGAUGAUAGCCGUUUUACACAGACAGACAUACAGUCAGACAGACAGGAAGACACACACACACACUGCCCUGGUUCCUUCCUUUCACGUGCUUGUGCAACGCAAUGUUUCCCGUGCAGGUAUCUGGGUUCAAAGGGUAUAGUGUGUACUACAGACACAGUCCAGACCCCUGCAGCCAGACAGACAGACAGACAGACAGACAGACACAGUCCAGACCCCAGCAGCCAGACAGACAGACAGACAUAGGGCAGACCCCAGCAGCCAGACAGACAGACCGACAGGGCAGCGGUAAGGGAAGGUUAAUGUCACCACUCAAGUCUAUGCGUCAGACAAAUGCAUCAGACCCAUACUCCCAAGUCUACCGCGUCAAAUAUUUAAACUUCUUAAUCUUUUUCUUACCUGGGAAGUAGUCUAUUGGCCAAAGUGACUGUCUGCAGCUGACAGCUCAUGCUUUUUUAAUGAUGAAAUUUGGGUGAACUAUCCCUUUAAGGAGCAUUUAGGGGUGUUCAUAGCGAGGCUUCUCCUCAUUCGUGUUCAUUAUCUCUCAACAUGACUUAAAUUUGACCUAAUCUCAGCACCCAGAACCAAGUCUCUCGUGUGCUCUCCUAGCCAGCUGCUCAAUGUUUUUGUCUGUCACAAGAAACUGUUUUACCAGACCCCCCCAAUACAUAUACCGUUUCUGAAACCUGUCUUGAGUACCACCAGCCAUUCCUUUUUUUUUUUUACAGUCCCUCCCCUUUUGUAUUUAUUGGACAGGAUAGAGAGAAACAAGUAUAGAAGGACACAAAGUGCUACAGCGCAGUGGGACGGAUUGGAACCCAUGCUGGCAGCGGCAGUACACAGUGCAUGUUACCAAGAGGCAGCGGACCACCCCAGCCAUUGCAUGUAUUUGAUGUAUUUCAGUGCAAGGACACCUGAUUCAAAUGAUCAACUAAUCAUUAAAUAAAAUAAAAUGUUAUUUGUCACAUGCUUCGUAAACAACCGGUGUAGACUAACAGUGAAAUGCUUACUUACAGGUCCUUUUCCAACAAUGCAGAGUUAAAGAUGUAAAAACAUACAAACAUAAAAUAAAUAGUGACACGAGGAAUAAAUACACAGUGAAUAACAAAUAACAAUAAUGAGUUAAAAUAACAUGGCUAUAUACAGGAAGUAGAAAAUAACAUGACUAUAUACAGGAAGUAGAAAAUAACAUAGCUAUAUACAGGGAGUAUAAAAUACCAUGGUUAUAUACAGGGAGUAUAAAAUAACAUGGUUAUAUACAGGGAGUAGAAAAUAACAUAGCUAUAUACAGGGAGUAUAAAAUAACAUGGCUAUAUACAGGGAGUAUAAAAUAACAUGGUUAUAUACAGGGAGUAGAAAAUAACAUAGCUAUAUACAGGGAGUAUAAAAUAACAUGGUUAUAGACAGGGAGUAUAAAAUAACAUGGUUAUAGACAGGGAGUAGAAAAUAAUAUAGCUAUAUACAGGGAGUAUAAAAUAACAUGGCUAUAUACAGGGAGUACCAGUACCAAGUCGAUCACGCCCCUCAUUAGUGGAAUCAGGUGUGAUUGUCCUGAAAUAAGUGGAACAGUAGGGUUACUUGAGGAGGGGUUUGGGAAACACUGGUGUAGCUAUUACAAUGUCAUACAAGUACUGCAUUAUGAAUGUAAAGGUGCGUUUCUUUGGCAUCUGCCAGGAGAUCGCAGUUUCCAUGUCAACGACGUCGACGUCCAGGUCGAGUUCAAGUCCCAUCAGUGGUUUGGGGCGACGGUGCGUUCCCAUGGCAACACUGUUCUGGUAAGAUAGGCUUCUACGUUCUGUGGAAUAGAAGGGAAUAGGUCAUCAUCUAACUCUCCUGUUAGAAUUGCUCACAGAAAUAUAUAUAUACAGUAUCUCACAAAAGUAAGUACACCCCUCACAUUUUUGUAAAUAUUUGAGUAUAUCUUUUCAUGUGACAACACUGAAGAAAUGACACUUUGCUACAAUGUAAAGUAGUGAGUGUACAGCUUGUAUAACAGUGUAAAUUUGCUGUCCCCUCAAAAUAACACAACACACAGCCAUUCAUGUCUAAACAGCUGGCAACAAAAUUGAGUACACCCUUAAGUGAAAAUGUCCAAAUUGGGCCCAAAGUGUCAAUAUUUUGUGUGGCCACCAUCAUCUUCCAGCACUGCCUUAACCCUCUUGGGCAUGGAGUUCACCAGAGCUUCACAGGUUGCCACUGGAGUCCUCUUCCACUCCUCCAUGACGACAUCACAGAGCUGGUGGAUGUUAGAGACCUUGUACUCUUCCACCUUCUGUUUGAGGAUGCCCCACAGAUGCUCAAUAGGGUUUAGGUCUGGAGACAUGCUUGGCCAGUCCAUCACCUUUACCCUCAGCUUCUUUAGCAAGGCAGUGGUCGUCUUGGAGGUGUAUUUGGGGUCGUUAUCAUGUUGGAAUACUGCCCUGCGGCCCAGUCUCCGAAAGGAGGGGAUCAUGCUCUGCUUCAGUAUGUCACAGUACAUGUUGGCAUUCAUGGUUCCCUCAAUGAACUGUAGCUCCCCAGUGCUGGCAGCACUCAUGCAGCCCCAGACCAUGACACUCCCACCACCAUGCUUGACUGUAGGCAAGACCUGGUUGCCGCCACACACGCUUGACACCAUCUGAACCAAAUAAGUUUAUCUUGGUCUCAUCAGACCACAGGACAUGGUUCCAGUAAUCCAUGUCCUUAGUCUGCUUGUCUUCAGCAAACUGUUUGCGGGCUUUCUUGUGCAUCAUCUUUAGAAGAGGCUUCCUUCUGGGACAACAGCCAUGCAGACCAAUUUGAUGCAGUGUGCGGCGUAUGGUCUGAGCACUGACAGGCUGACCCCCCCACCCCUUCAACCUCUGCAGCAAUGCUGGCAGCACUCAUACAUAUGUCUAUUUCCCAAAGACAACCUCUGGAAAUGACGCUGAGCAUGUGCACUCAACUUCUUUGGUCGACCAUGGCGAGGCCUGUUCUGAGAGUAAUUGGGCCCAAUUUUGACAUUUUCACAUAGGGGUGUACUCACUUUUGUUGCCAGCGGUUUAGACAUUAAUGGCUGUGUGUUGAGUUAUUUUGAGGGGACAGCAAAUGUACACUUAUACAAGCUGUACACUCACUACUUUACAUUGUAGCAAAGUGUCAUUUCUUCAGUGUUGUCACAUGAAAAGAUAUACUCAAAUAUUUACAAAAAUGUGAGGGGUGUACUCACUUUUGUGAGAUACUGUGUAUAUAUAAUUUUAUUUGGAUUUUGAUAUCGUUCACAAGUUCUACCACAAGUCGACCACAGGAGGUUGAUGGCACCUUAAUUGGGGAGGACAGGCUCGUGGUAAUGGCUGGAGCGGAAUGAGGGGAACGGUAUGAAAUACAACAAACACAUGGUUUGAUACCAUUCCAUUUGCUCCAUUCUAGACAUUAUUAUGAGCCGUCCUCCCCUCAGCAGCCUCCACUGAAGUCGACCAUAGCCCCAGUCAUAAAAAGCUUUUCAGUAUGUGUCGGUGAUGCCUAUCAACAUCCGACAGUUGAUAGUUGUGAAGUUCUUGUGUGUUGUUUUGAAUUCUAAUCUUGUCUAACUCCUCUCUUGAAUGUGUCCAAGGCUUGUGCCCCGAGGUAUUACUGGAGAAUGGAACAUGACGCCCCCUUCUCGGACGCCACAGGAACCUGCUACCUCUCCGUGGACAACCUCAAGACGUUUGUGGAGUACGCCCCCUGUCGCACAGGUACAGUACUGCAACGACAUCCUGAUCCAAAAUACUGUACCUGAAGUCAAUUGAAUGAAGUAGUGACGAAACGUGCAGCCACAGGUUUGUCUUGUGAGGGUGAGGGCCGAAUCUUGACUUUAGAUCCAACUUUAACUUUCUUGUAAAUUGACCACUGAUGUCAAUGGGAGGUUUGUUUGCGCACAAUGUUAUGAUACUGCCCAGGGCCAGGUUUCCUGAUAGCGAUGGAGCUUACGCUUACGAGAGUUUUAAAGAUGCACCUUUCCUACAACGGCCGAAGAUGUAACCCGCUUUUCCCAAUACACCACGCAGAGAGAACGUUCGCUAAGGCCAUCGUUGGAACAUGUGUCGAUACUGAUAGGAUCGAAAUAAAGGGAGUGUUACUCUCGGAUCAGCUUUCCCCAUUCAAAUCUUACUUUAACAUUAUAAUUAUUUCACAAUACUUACGACAGAUCAGCUCCUAGAGAGAUAUUACCACCUACGGCUGCAAUUAUUGAGGCGGCUUUUUCUAAUGCUUACCCAAUAAAAAUGCACUGAAUCACAGAAUUGGCACAUUGGGUGGUCCUCUGUAGCUCAAUUGGUAGAGCAUGGCGCUUGUAACCCCAGGGUAGUGGGUUCGAUCGCCGGGACCACCCAUACCUAAAAAUGUAUGCACACAUGACUGUAAGUCGCUUUGGAUAAAAGCGUCUGCUAAAGGGCAUAUUAUUAUUAUUAUUGCGCACGUUAGGCUACACAUCAUGAAAUAUAUUUAGACAAAUUACAGACCGUAGCAAAAUAGAACUCAAUUGAUUGAAAGUUAAAUAUAUUUCAAUAUGAUUGAAAUAGGCCUAUAGCAUACUGUAUAUAUUUUAAUGCAGUCAUCUCGGUUUUCAUUUGAAGCAUAUUCUUAUAUGUUGCUUGUUUGCAUCAAUUGCAAAGACAUUGGUAACUUUGUAUUUGUAGUCAACUUUCUUGUGAAGUUAUCGGUGGUCACAGAGAAACGGAUAAACCAUGUAAUUCUAUGUUUAGCGGAGAUCUGUGAAUAAAGUGACGCGGGAAGGCAAAAAAACAUCUAACGGCGCACUUAGCUGUUCUGAGUGGUCUGAGGCAGGCGUUAGAUUACACUUUUUUCAAGUGCAACGUAAAUAACAAUGGGAAACAGCUCAGAUAUUUAACGAUUCUCCUACAAAGGUUCUAACGAUGAACUUAGCCUUUUGGAUGCUUUUGGGAAACCGGGCCCUGGAUGGGCCAUUUGGGUGGUGGCCUUUUCAAUGUGUUCUGCAUCGCUUCCUUUUACCUCAGAGAGACAUGGUCCCGCAGGGCAGGGCUACUGUCAGGGUGGGUUCAGUGCUGACUUCACCAAGGUACGUAGAAGAGGACAAGUAACAAUUCAUUAACAAAUCAUUUAAAAUAGAUUAUCUUUGAGUGUUUAAAGGGGAGAACUCCUUAUGUUCUUGGGUGCUGUUCCAGAAAGCAGGAUCAAUAAGUUAGAGAUUUUUUGUAUGGGGCGGCAGGUAGCCCCUCCGCACCUCUCUAAAAACCUGUGUAUAUAAUGUAUGUGUGUUUUUCGGAGGGGUUGGGUUAAAAGUGGAAGUAACAUUUUGGUUGGACCUUGUGUGCAAUUGACCAAUAAAGUAAUUUUAAUCUUAGCCAGGUAACUGUCCCAGAAAUUCUGAAUGAACUUCCAAUUAACUUUCAAGAAAUAUAGACUUGAAAUUGGCAUUGUAUAAUUGACUCAACAACAAACAACCCAUAUUCAGUUUUGCUUUCUGAAUGAUUCAGGAAAUCAAGACAUAUCUGUCUGCUUAUCAAAGUAAGCUGGCUAACUGAAUGAUCAUGCUUUCUGGAACAGCCCACUGUAUGCAUACUGUACAGUCCUGGUCAAAAGUUUUGAGAAUGACACAAAUACUGAUUUUCACAAAGUCUGCUGCCUCAGUUUUGAUGAUGGCAAUUUGCAUAUACUCCAGAAUGUCAUGAAGAGUGAUCAGAUGAAUUGCAAUUAAUUGCAAAGUCAUUGUUCUUCCUCUGUUAACCAUGGUUACCUGCAAGGAAACACGUGCCGUCAUCAUUGCUUUGCACAAAAAGGGCUUCCCAGGCAAGGAUAUUGCUGCUAGUAAGACUGCACCUAAAUCAACCAUUUAUCGGAUCAUCAAGAACUUCAAGGAGAGAGGUUCAAUUGUUGUGAAGAAGGCGUCAGAGCGCCCAAGAAAGUUCAGCAAGCGCCAGGACCAUCUCCUAAAGUUGAUUCAGCUGCGGGAUCGGGGCACCACCAGUGCAGAGCUUGCUCAGGAAUGGCAGCAGGCAGGUGCGAGUCCAUCUGUAUGCACAGUGAGGCGAAGACUUUUGGAGGAUGGCCUGGUGUCAAGAAGGGCAGCAAAGAAGCCACUUCUCUCCAGGAAAAACAUCAGGGACAGACUGAUAUUCUGCAAAAGGUACAGGGAUUGGACUGCUGAGGACUGGGGUAAAGUAAUUUUCUCUGAUGAAUCCCCUUUCCGAUUGUUUGGGGCAUCCGGAAAACAGCUUGUCCGGAGAAGACAAGGUGAGCGCUACCAUCAGUCCUGUGUCAUGCCAACAGUAAAGCAUCCUGAGACCAUUCAUGUGUGGGGUUGCUUCUCAGCCAAGGGAGUGGGCUCACUCACAAUUUUGCCUAAGAACACAGCCAUGAAUAAAGAAUGGUACCAACACAUCCUCCGAAAGCAACUUCUCCCAACCAUCCAAGAACAGUUUGGUGAUGACCAAUGCCUUUUCCAGCAUGAUGGAGCACCUUGCCAUAAGGCAAAAGUGAUAACUAAGUGGCUCGGGGAACAAAACAUCGACAUUUUGGGUCCAUGGCCAGGAAACUCCCCAGACCUUAAUCCCAUUGAGAACUUGUGGUCGAUCCUCAAGAGGCAGGUGGACAAACAAAACCCCACAAAUUCUGACAAACUCCAAGCAUUGAUUAUGCAAGAAUGGGCUGCCAUCAGUCAGGAUGUGGCCCAGAAGUUAAUUGACAGCAUUCCAGGGCAGAUUGCAGAGGUCUUGAAAAAGAAGGGUGAACACUGCAAAUAUUGACUCUUUACAUAAACUUAAUGUAAUUGUCAAUAAAAGCCUUUGACACUUAUGGAAUGCUUGUAAUUAUACUUCAGUAUACCAUAGUAACAUCUGAGAAAAAUAUCUCAUAACACUGAAGCAGCGAACUUUGUAAAGACCAAUACUUGUCAUUCUCAAAACAUUUGACCACGACUGUAUGUUUAGCCACAUAACAUAAGACUUACAUGGAGUUUCAAAAGUUUGAAAACUUGCUUGAUACCUAAGGUGCUCAUCAGAGUGGUGGUUUUCUGUGUGUUUCAGGAUGGGAAGAUUGUUCUUGGAGGACCAGGAAGCUUUUACUGGCAAGGUGAGUGCGCUAUUAGAUUUAUGAUUGGAUCCUAUUGGGACCAUGUGUGGAUUUCUAUGAAUUGGCUCAAGUACAGUAUGUAGAGAUAGCAUACAGUACAGUAGUUCACUAUACUGGGAAUUCCCACUCUCUCAUUUUUCCUUUUUAUUAGACAGGUACAAUGGAGAGAGACAGGUACAGUGGAGAAAGACAGGUACAGUGGAGAAAGACAGGUACAGUGGAGAGAGACAGGUACAGUGGAGAGGGACAGGUACAGUGGAGAGUACAGUACAUGGAGGACAGGUACAGUGGAGAGAGACAGGUACAGUGAGAAAGACGGUACAGUGGAGAAAGAGGACAGUGGAGAGACAGGUACAGUGGAGAAAGACAGGUACAGUGGAGAGAGACAGGUACAGUGGAGAAAGACAGGUACAGUAGAGAAGACAGGUACAGUGGAGUGAGACAGGUACAGUGGAGAGAGACAGGUACAGUGGAGAGAGACAGGUACAGUGGAGAGAGACAGGUACAGUGGAGAAAGACAGGUACAGUGGAGAGAGACAGGUACUGUGGAGAUAGACAGGUACGUUGGAGAAGGACAGGUACAGUGGAGAUAGACAGGUACAGUGGAGAGAGACAGGUACAGUGGAGAGAGACAGGUACAGUGGAGAUAGACAGGUACAGUGGAGAGAGACAGGUACAGUGGAGAAAGACAGGUACAGUGGAGAAAGACAGGUACAGUGGAGAGAGACAGGUACAGUGGAGAGAGACAGGUACAGUGGAGUGAGACAGGUACAGUGGAGAGAGACAGGUACAGUGGAGAGAGACAGGUACAGUGGAGAAAGACAGGUACAGUUGAGAAGGACAGGUACAGUGGAGAUAGAAAGGUACAGUGGAGAUAGACAGGUACAGUGGAGAGAGACAGGUACAGUGGAGAAAGACAGGUACAGUGGAGAGAGACAGGUACAGUGGAGAUAGACAGUGUACCAGUGGAGAUAGACAGGUACAGUGGAGAGAGACAGGUACAGUGGAGAAGACGUACAGUGGAGAAGACAGGUACAGUGGAGAGAGACAGGUACAGUGGAGAGAGACAGGUACAGUGGAGAGCGUGGAGAAGACAGUACAGUGAGAAGACAGGUACAGUGGAGAGAGACAGGUACAGUGGAGAGAGACAGGUACAGUGGAGAAAGACAGGUACAGUGGAGAAAGACAGGUACAGUGGAGAGAGACAGGUACAGUGGAGAGAGACAGGUACAGUGGAGAGAGACAGGUACAGUGGAGAGAGACAGGUACAGUGGAGAGAGACAGGUACAGUGGAGAUAGACAGGUACAGUGGAGAAGACAGGUACAGUGGGAGAGACAGGUACGUGGAGAGACGUACAGUGGAGAGAGACAGGUACAGUGGAGAAGACAGGUACAGUGGAGAAGACAGGUACAGUGGAGAAGACAGGUACAGUGGAGAGAGACAGGUACAGUGGAGAGAGACAGGUACAGUGGAGAGAAGACAGGUACAGUGGAGAAGACAGGUACGUGGAGAAGACAGGUACAGUGAGAGAAGACAGGUACAGUGGAGAGAGACAGGUACAGUGGAGAGAGACAGGUACAGUGGAGAGAGACAGGUACAGUGAGGGACAGGAGGAGGACAGGUACAGUGGAGAUAGACAGGUACAGUGGAGAAAGACAGGUACAGUGGAGAGAGACAGGUACUGUGGAGAGAGACAGGUACAGUGGAGAGAGACAGGUACAGUGGUGAGAGACAGGUACAGUGGAGAGAGACAGGUACAGUGGUGAUAGACAGGUACAGUGGAGAGAGACAGGUACUGUAGAGAGAGACAGGUACAGUGGAGAGAGACAGGUACAGUGGAGAGAGAGAGGUACAGUGGCGAGAGACAGGUACAGUGGAGAAAGACAGGUACAGUGGAGAGAGACAGGUACAGUGGAGAGAGACAGGUACAGUGGAGAGAGAUUUGUGUGUGUCAGUAUAGCGAAAGGCGGGAUUAGAACCUGCGCAGACAACGGCAUAUUGUUCCCCAAGCGGCAAAGUUACCCCCUACACCCUCCACAGGGCCAAACUUCAACAGUCAUUUUAGUGCAGCUAAAAAACAUAGUUCAAAAGUCUCGGCUCUUGUCUUAACCCCUGACCUCUGACUCUUUUCUCCAUCCUUUCCGGCUUACAGGUCAACUGAUCUCAGCCACCACAGAGGAAAUUGUCAAGGCCUACUUCCCUUCCUACUUCCUGCUCUCUGUUACUGGGCAGAUCCAGACUCGGCAGGUGCAGGGGAGCUAUGACGACAGCUACCUCGGUUAGCAUGGUCCACUUCUUCAUAGGAGCUACAGUAGCUAGAGGCUGCAUCUGACACCCUAUUCCCCUCACAGUGCACUGCUUUUGACCAGAGCUCUAAGUGGUGGCCUUUCUUGAUUUCUCAUUUCUCUCUCUCUCUCUCUCUCUCUCUCUCUCUCUCUCUCUCUCUCUCUCUCUCUCUCUCUCUCUCUCUCUCUCUCUCUCUCUCUCUCUCUCUCUCGCUCUCUCUCUCUCACUCUCUAGGUUACUCUGUUGCCGGUGGGGAGUUCAGUGGAGAUAAUAUUGAAGGUGAGGGCAGCAUAUUUACAGUGCCGACUUACUUGCUCGAGCAUGAUUGGGCUUUGGGUUUGCUUACGCCAUAGCUCUGUCUAAUAGUUAACCAUCUAAAGACUCCCUAUGCUCUAAUAUACUAAUGUGCUCUAGUCAUUAGAGCGCUAAUAAUUAGAACGCUAGUCAUUAGAGCGCUAGUCAUUAGAGCAUUAGUCAUUAGAGCGCUGGUCAUUAGAGCGCUAGUCAUUAGACUGCUAGUCAUUAGAGUGCUAGUCAUUAGAGCGCUUGUCAUUAGAGUGUUAGUCAUUAGAGCGCUAGUCAUUAGAGCGCUAAUAAUUAGAACGCUAGUCAUUAGAGUGCUAGUCAUUAGAGCGCUAGUCAUUAGAGCGCCAGUCAUUAGAGUGUUAGUCAUUAGAGCGCUAGUCAUUAGAGCGCUAGUCAUUAGAGCGCUCUUAGAGCAUAAGUCAUUAGAGCGCUAGUCAUCAGAGCACUAGUCAUUAGAGUGCUAGUCAUUCGAGCGCUAGUCAUUAGAGCAUUAGUCAUUAGAGCACUGGUCAUUAGAGCACUAGUCAUUAGAGCAUUAGUCAUUAGAGCGCUAGUCAUUAGAGCACUCUUAGAGCAUUAGUCAUUAGAGCGCUAGUCAUUAGAGCGCUAGUCAUUAUAGUGUUAGUCAUUAGAGCGCUAGUCAUUAGAGCGCUAGUCAUUAGGGCAUUAGUCAUUAGGGCAUUAGUCAUUAGAGCAUUAGUCAUUAGAGCGCUGGUCAUUAGAGCGCUAGUCAUUAGAGCAUUAGUCAUUAGAGCGCUGGUCAAUAGAGCGCUAGUCUUUAGAGCGCUAGUCAUUAGAGUGCUAGUCAUUAGAGCGCUAGUCAUUAGAGUGUUAGUCAUCAGAGCGCUAGUCAUUAGAGCGCUAGUCAUUAGAGCGCUAAUAAUUAGAACGCUAGUCAUUAGAGUACUAGUCAUUAGAGCGCUAGUCAUUAGAGUGCCAGUCAUUAGAGUGUUAGUCAUUAGAGUGCUAGUCAUUAGAGCGCUAGUCAUUAGAGCGCUCUUAGAGCAUAAGUCAUUAGAGCGCUAGUCAUCAGAGCACUAGUCAUUAGAGUGCUAGUCAUUCGAGCGCUAGUCAUUAGAGCACUAGUCAUUAGAGCAUUAGUCAUUAGAGCACUGGUCAUUAGAGCGCUAGUCAUUAGAGCAUUAGUCAUUAGAGCGCUAGUCAUUAGAGCACUCUUAGAGCAUUAGGCAUUAGAGCGCUAGUAAUUGGAGCGCUAGUCAUUAUAGUGUUAGUCAUUAGAGCGCUAGUCAUUAGAGCUUCAGUCAUUAGAACGCGGGUCAUUAGAGCGCUAGUCAUUAGAGCAUUAGUCAUUAGAGCGCCAGUCAUUAGAGCGUUGGUCAUUAGAGCGCCAGUCAUUAGAGCGCUGGUCAUUAGAGCGCUAGUCAUUAGAGCGCUAGUCAUUAGAGUGCUAGUCAUUAGAGCCAUAAGUCAUUAGAGUGUUAGUCAUUAGAGCGCUAGUCAUUAGAGUGCUAGUCAUUAGAGCGCUAGUCAUUAGAGCGCUAAUAAUUAGAACGCUAGUCAUUAGAGUGCUAGUCAUUAGAGCGCUAGUCAUUAGAGUGCCAGUCAUUAGAGUGUUAGUCAUUAGAGCGCUAGUCAUUAGAGCGCUAGUCAUUAGAGCGCUCUUAGAGCAUAAGUCAUUAGAGCGCUAGUCAUCAGAGCACUAGUCAUUAGAGUGCUAGUCAUUUGAGCCUAGUCAUUAGAGCAUUAGUCAUUAGAGCACUGGUCAUUAGAGCGCUAGUCAUUAGAGCAUUAGUCAUUAGAGCGCCAGUCAUUAGAGCGCUAGUCAUGAUAGUGUUAGUCAUUAGAGCGCUAGUCAUUAGAGCAUCAGUCAUUAGAACGCUGGUCAUUAGAGCGCUAGUCAUUAGAGCAUUAGUCAUUAGAGCGCCAGUCAUUAGAGCGUUGGUCAUUAGAGCGCCAGUCAUUAGAGCGCUAGUCAUUAGAGUGUUAGUCAUUAGAGCGCAAGUCAUUAGCGCAUUAGUCAUUAGAGCGCCAGUCAUUAGAGCGUUGGUCAUUAGAGCGCCAGUCAUUAGAGCGCUAGUCAUUAGAGUGUUAGUCAUUAGAGCGCUGGUCAUUAGAGUGCUAGUCAUUAGAGCAUUAGUCAUUAGAGCGCUAGUCAUUAGAGCACUAGUCAUUAGAGUGUUAGUCAUUAGAGCAUGUGAGUAUAUCAGAGCAUAUGAUAAUAAUGUACUUAUCACAUGUCUUUCUAGUCUAUUGUAGUAAGAACUUAACAGAUAGUACUCUUGUAUAGAAGACACGUUUAAUACAAAGCGACUUGGCUCACACUAAUAUAUUUCCCUGAAGCUUGUCCAGUUCAGUAAGUCACUCAAAGCCACAACAGGAAUAUUUCCAACACUGGCUUAUUUUUUAAGAAAAUAAAAACUUGCACGCUGCGCUUGCCUGUAUCACUACAAUAUCAUAGAAUUCCCAUGCACCUGCAACAAACAAGCCUCAGCAUUUCCGUUUUUAAACACUGGGUUAUUACCAGAAAAGUUUGAACCCUUGUGUGUUCAUAUUUGGAGGUUAUUGGACUCAACUGCCCUCUCCAAUCUCAUAAACUUCCCUUCUCUCAUUCUCAUUUUCUGUCUUUGCAGAUUUCGUCACCGGAGUCCCCAAAGGACUCAUGCUGUAUGGUUUAGUAAGUCCUCACAUAUUUAUACAUAUUUCAUAAUUCAUUCUAGAUUCAAGUUAACGAGGGUUGACAUAGGGUUGACAUAGGGUUGACAUAGGGUUGACAUAGGGAUGACAUAGGGAUGACAUAGGGUUGACAUUGGGUUGACAUUGGGUUGACAUAGGGUUGACAUAGGGAUGACAUAAGGAUGACAUAGAACAGGGGCCGGCAACAGGCGGCUCACAGGCCAAAUCCGGACCGCAAGUGGGUUUUUUUGGGGCCGCCCAAAGAUUGUAUUCAAACAUAUUUUAGUUUUUGGUCAAAUAAGACUGUCAAAUCACCAGGAAUUCAGCUAAAACAAUGUAUUCAGGAAAUCUGUUCCCAAGUAUUCCUACAAAUAAAAAGAGAGACAUGCAGUAUGUGAUCAUGUCUCAGUGUAAUCAAGGUAAGAAAUUAUUGUUAUUUUCAAAUACAAUCUCUUUUUGGGUUUACUUGUGGUCAGUGUACAAAUUAUUAUGAUUAUGUUCCUGCCCCCCGACCACCCGCUCGGACAAAAAUCGGCCUGCGGCUGAAUCUAGUUGCCUACCCCUGACAUAGAGGUAACGUAUGUUACUGUAAAGAGAACAAGGGAGUGAGAGGACGCCAAAAUAUAAACAGGGGGAAUAUCCAUACAAAGAUACGGUAAAACAUUUUUAUUUGGUUACAUUCACAUCCACUGCAGGAAGUGAAUUAAUAGGGAGAUUUAAAGAGAUAAAUAUAUUUAACAUACAUAAACAACCCUAAAAUGCAUACAUAUUCAUAAAUACAUGUGUAACACGUGUUUUACAAUGGCCAGUCAUUUUGUUGAUGGUUCUACUACAAUCAUGGUUGAUAACUGAAGGUCUUUUCCCAACUCUCUCAAUGCAGGUGUCCAUACUCAAUGGAACAGAUCUGAAAUCCAUGCUGAACCUAACCGGAGAACAGGUUGGUGCACAUCUGCUUAACAGCAAGGGGGCUAGGCUAUACUGUACUUUUGGUGCCUCUGUUUUGAUAUGUGGGUAUAUAUAGCGGGGGUGCUGAAGGAAUUUGCCCCCAGGUGAUGGAGCCUGAUCCCUGGGUCAGAGGUGAGCCUACGUAGGCCUAUGUGUUCCAUAUGUUCUGAUUGAAUCAGAAACAGAGGCAGAAACAGCAGGCACACACACACACACACACACACACACACACACACACACACACACACACACACACACACUCACAAAGAAUAACGGCUACAUACUAACUCAGGAUUUUGUGUUGCUAACUGAGGGGGUGGGGAGCUUGUUUAUACCAACACGCCAUUGUGCCAAAGGGUCUGGAUUCCUCAUUCGCUAAAUUGGUUUUUGGAUUAAGUGACAUGGUUGCCUUUAUACUCUCGCAGUCUUCUAAAUUAUCCAUGGUUGAUAAACGAGACCCCUACUAUUAUACACAUGUAAGUGUGCUUAGUUUUUGUGUGUGUGUUUGUUGUUCUUGCUUCUGAUUCUGUAUGCGAGUGUCUGUGUGUGUGUCUGCCAGUGUUGGGGAAGCUACUCUAAGAAUAUAGUUGACCAAGCUACCAAUUUACUUGACACUGAAACAAGUUUAAGUUACACUAAAGCUACACUUAAGAAAAAUAUAGUGUACUUACUUCUAAAGUUACUUUGAAAAAGUAGUUCACUAUAUCCAAACUAUUUGGUGAAAAAUUAUCAUAUGCAAAUCUGAAAUGUCAUAGACUACAGAUUGCAAGAACAGAUCACUCUGGAGUCAGAUGUUAACAGAAUGUGUAAUUUAGCCUAUUAAACACAAAAACUAAGUUUCAAGUGAGAAUUAGGCAGGUCUGAUGCUGAAACAGAAAGGAAAUUACUACGUUACCCAUAUUUUCUAUUCUUUUUGCAAAAAAAGGUAGUGUGUAGCUCCAGUAAAUAGCUCCACCACUACAUGGUAAAACAGUUAACUACUGAAAACACUACUUAGAUGUGCAUUUAGUUCAACUAUCACUAAGCUACUGCAAAAUGUAAUUACAUUACUAGUUGAACUACAUGUAGUUCACUACUCCCCAACACUGGUGUCUGCAUGUGUGCAUGUUGGCGCAUGGGCUGUUACUUGCAAUGGGAAAUCAUUGCAAAACUUUGGGUUGAGGGUUCUGGGCAUAAGAAGCACAACAUGCUGUGUAAACAGCUAACUGACUGCUAACUGACUGCUAACUGACUGCUAACUGACUGCUAACUGACUGCUUACUGACUGCUAACUGACUGCUAACUGACUGCUAACUGACUGCUAACUGACUGCUAACUGACUGCUAACUGACUGCUGACUACAUAAGGAGAAUGAUCUGAAAUAAACUCUUGGCUGGAUUUGACUUGACGGACUCUUUAGGUUGACUUCUCUCCACAUGAGUGCUUGGACUGAACCGUCAGACUCAGCUGCGUAAACAAAGAAAUAAAAAGAAAGAGAGCAAGAAAAAAAGAGUUGUAUCUGCUUACCUCAGACCCCCGGGAGAUCUGGGUCUGUAGCUCAAUGUCUUGACGCUUGUGUUAGAUCUGGGUCUGAAGCUCAAUGUCUUGACGGUGUGUUAGAUCUGGGUCUGAAGCUCAAUGUCUUGACGGUGUGUUAGAUCUGGGUCUGAAGCUCAAUGUCUUCUUGACGGUUGUGUUAGAUCUGGGUCUGAAGCUCAAUGUCUUCUUGACGGUUGUGUUAGAUCUGGGUCUGAAGCUCAAUGUCUUCUUGAUGGUUGUGUUAGAUCUGGGUCUGAAGCUCAAUGUCUUGACGGCUGUUUUAGAUUUGGGUCUGAAGCUCAAUGUCUUGACGCUUGUGUUAGAUUUGGGUCUGAAGCUCAAUGUCUUCUUGACGGUUGUGUUAGAUCUGGGUCUGAAGCUCAAUGUCUUGACGGCUGUGUUAGAUUUGGGUCUGAAGCUCAAUGUCUUGACGCUUGUAUUAGAUUUGGGUCUGAAGCUCAAUGUCUUCUUGACGGUUGUGUUAGAUCUGGGUCUGAAGCUCAAUGUAUUGACGGUUGUGUUAGAUUUGGGUCUGAAGCUCAAUGUCUUGACGGUUGUGUUAGAUUUGGGUCUGAAACUCAAUUUCUUCUUGACGGUUGUGUUAGAUUUGAGUCUGAAGCUCAAUGUCUUCUUGACGGUUGUGUUAGAUUUGGGUCUGAAGUUCAAUGUCUUGACGGUUGUGUUAGAUUUGGGUCUGAAGCUCAAUGUCUUGACGGUUGUGUUAGAUCUGGGUCUGAAGCUCAAUGUCUUGACGGCUGUGUUAGAUUUGGGUCUGAAACUCAAUUUCUUCUUGACGGUUGUGUUAGAUUUGGGUCUGAAGCUCAAUGUCUUCUUGACGGUUGUGUUAGAUCCGGGUCUGAAGCUCAAUGUAUUGACGGUUGUGUUAGAUUUGGGUCUGAAGCUCAAUGUCUUGACGGUUGUGUUAGAUUUGGGUCUGAAACUCAAUUUCUUCUUGACGGUUGUGUUAGAUUUGAGUCUGAAGCUCAAUGUCUUCUUGACGGUUGUGUUAGAUUUGGGUCUGAAGCUCAAUGUCUUGACGGUUGUGUUAGAUUUGGGUCUGAAGCUCAAUGUCUUGACGGUUGUGUUAGAUUUGGGUCUGAAGCUCAAUGUCUUGACGGUUGUGUUAGAUUUGGGUCUGAAGCUCAAUGUCUUGACGGUUGUUAGAUUUGAGUCUGAAGCUCAAUGUCUUGACGGUUAUGUUAGAUUUGGGUCUGAAGCUCAAUGUCUUGACGGUUGUGUUAGAUUUGGGUCUGAAGCUCAAUGUCUUGACGGUUAUGUUAAAUUUUGACGAGGUUUAGUGUUUUAGUUUGCGGACCCACUCCAAACAAAAGAAAAGACUGCCUGUGUCACAGAAUCAGCCGAGGCUGCUCCUCCUCCUUGCUCGGGCAGGCUUCGGCGUUCGUCGUCCCCGGAGUACUAGCUGCCACCGAUCUAUGUUUCUGUGUUUGACUUGUUUUGUCUUGAUUGGGUACACCUGUUUCCUAUUAUGUUGUAUUGUAUUCCCUAUUUAACCCUCUGUCAUUCAUUGUGUGUUGUGUGUGAUUGUUCUCGUCAUUUUCGGCAGUUGCUAUUGUGCGGGUAUUCUCCUCCCUGUUUGGAGGUUGUUUUGUACUCUGGUUACUUUGUUAGUAAAAGUACGUUUCCAGUAGCUCGGUGUCCUGCGUUUGACUUCGCCUACCGCAUUCACGUUGCCCUUUGACAGCCUGCACGGGCACUAGACUGUUUUCUGCCUUACAUAGUUUCCCAGCCAAGACAAUGACACAUAGGCUACAGUGGAAACACAAGAAAACUGCCAUUAGCUGUUGAAAGAAUGACGGCAGCCAAGAGUCAAGACACAUACUUCAGUGCUUUUGGCUGUUCAGUAUAUUAUGGCACCUCAAUCACUUUAUUAUUGAGAUGUACAGUAUACAGUAUGUCUCCGUACCAUACAUUUACAUGACUCCAUACAAGUAGCCAUAUCAUGAAGUUAAUCUUGCUGCUGUAUGUUGGUUAGAGUAUACUGCAGUGAAUUCUGGGGGUAGCCCAGACUGGGAUUCAAAUCCGGGUCCAGCAACUGUCAACCCAACACCUUAACCGUUACACCAAGAGAUCUGAACCUCUUGUCGAGGUCGCUAGGUGUUGGGUUAAGGUAGCUACACUACUGUAGUUCUAACAUCACUAACUCUCAAGUUCACAGAAGGACCCCAUCCUGCACAUUUUCAAUCAGUGUGGGGAAGUCAUUCACCAGAGGAGAAUAGCUGUAAUAUAAAACUCUUGACAAUAGUCCGUCAUUUAAGGCAUAAUAUAAAAUCGUCAAAGAUAACGACACUGAGUGACCCAUCCUCUCUCUCUCACUGAGAUGCCUAUAGCAACUUGAGUCCUCCACAUCCUCCAAACGCUUAGCUACCCUCUUCUACCGCUCAUGUAGCUUCCAGAAGCUCUGGAGAAAACAGAGAGGAGAGAGGGAGCCGAAGGGGAUGGAUUUGGGGGCCUGAUUGAAGAGGAAGGCUUCUGGGGUGAAGGGAUAUGAGAGAGAGAGACAGAGAGGGAGGGAGGGAGGGAGAGACAAAUAAAAAUAGAGACAAAUAGAGAGAGGAAAGCUUCUGGGUAGAGGGGAUAUAAGAGAGAGAAUGAUAAAAAGAGAGAAAGAAGGAGAAAGAAAGAUAUACUAUGCCCCACAGUGUGAUUACAGGCUAAAUCUGUCUGCUCUAAUGUCUUCCAGAUGGGUUCCUAUUUCGGCUACGCAGUGGCAGCCACCGACAUCAACAACGACGGGUAAGUGAGUUAGCGGACGGAGAGAAGGAGAGAAAGAUGAAGAAAAGGAAGGAAAGAGAGAGCCGAAGAGAGAAAGAGAGAUGCAGAGAGAAAGAGAGACAAAGAGAAGGCAGGUAUGGCAAGACAUGGACAGACAGACUUGGACAGACAGACUUGGACAGACAGACCUGGGCAGACAGACUGACAUGGAAGACAGACUUGGACAGACAGACUUGAGCAGACAGACUUGGGAAUACAGGCUUGGCCAGACAGACUUGUGCAGACAGACUUGGGCAGACUCCUGACUAUCCUAUUAGAAUGAUAGUCAGGAGCCUCAGGAAGACUCACCAUAGAGGGAUAGGACACUAUCCUAUUAGAAUGAUAGUCAGGAGCCUCAGGAAGACUCACCAUAGAGGGAUAGGACACUAUCCUAUUAGAAUGAUAGUCAGGAGCCUCAGGAAGACUCACCAUAGAGGGAUAGGACACUCUCCUAUUAGAAUGAUAGUCAGGAGCCUCAGGAAGACUCACCAUAGAGGGAUAGGACACUAUCCUAUUAGAAUGAUAGUCAGGAGCCUCAGGAAGACUCACCAUAGAGGGAUAGGACACUAUCCUAUUAGAAUGAUAGUCAGGAGCCUCAGGAAGACUCACCAUAGAGGGAUAGGACACUAUCCUAUUAGAAUGAUAGUCAGGAGCCUCAGGAAGACUCACCAUAGAGGGAUAGGACAUUUUCUAAGUGCAUACAAUGUAAAUCUGCAACAUCGACCUUCACACCUACUACACUAAUACACACUGACUCAACUUUAGAGGCCUUGGAUUGGACCUAGUCAACUUCUCCUCCCCUCCCCUCACUUUCCCCCCACCUUACCCCCCCCCCCCCCGGCCUCAGUCUGGAUGACCUGGUGGUGGGCGCUCCCAUGUUCAUGCGGAGGGGGUCUGACGGACUGCGUUGGGAGGAGGUGGGCCGUGUCUAUGUGUACCUGCAGCGGCGUCCCCUGCUGUUUGAGCCCAGCCUGCCCCCCCUGGGGGGGAGCCAUGCCUUCGGGAGGUUUGGCAGCUCCCUGGCCCCGCUGGGAGACCUCAACCAGGACGGCUUCAACGGUGAGCACUCUGGAAAAGCUUGGGUCAUAUUUAUUAAGGAACAAUGUAGCAAAACAUUUUGCAACAGAAAACAAAAAUUAGGAUUUGUUAUUGGACAAGUUAAGGUAGUCCCUCCCUUUUUUGGGGUCAGUUUCCCCCCCCGUUUGGUGCCUACGGGAUUAUCAUCUUUCAUGCAAGAACAUAACUAAGCUCAGGGCAGAGGGAGUGGGGAUUAGCCAUUAUGAGGUGUCAUAACUUUGUUGAUUAUCUGUUGAUUAUCUUAGAUAUUGCAAUUGGCUGUCCCUUCGGCGGAGACGACCAACAGGGAUUGGUCCUCAUCUAUAACGGGCACGCCAGUGGGCUGAAGGACACGCCCACUCAGGCUCUAGCUGGCCAAUGGGCCUCUGGCACCUUUCCUGCCAGUUUUGGCUAUGCCCUCCGCGGAAAUAAAGAUCUGGACCAGAAUGGGUACCCAGGUAAAAUUAUUUUGUUUUGUUUUUAAUUGUUUUGCCUUUUACAAUUUCUUAUUAGUGUUAAUAUUGGUGUCAUCUUUGUACAGAUCUCAUCGUAGGUGCUUUUGGGGCUGACAAGGCUGUUCUGUACAGGUAUGUGCUCUCACCAGAACUUGUUUGGCUCAUUGUGGAUGCAAAUAAGCUUGCUGACCAAUUACAGCAAUUUAUUUUUAUUUUAAUUGUUAAAUUAAACAUGUACCUCAACUGAAAGCAUUGUUUUAUAUUUGACCUUUAUGUAAUUUGAAUUACAUUUUUGUAUUGGAAUCAACGCUUUUAAUCAAGGUAAUCACAUCUUCCAAUUGGUUGGUAUUUUUCUAUCAGGGCUCGGCCUAUUGUCAACGCCAGUGCUUCUCUUACUGUGCAACCUACCAUGAUCAACUCAGAGGAGAAGGGUUGUAUGGUGUCCAAUGGGAACAAGACUAUCUCUGUGUCUUGGUACGUUGAUACAUCCUUUUUCUUUUUCAAAAUAAUCUGAUUGGUUGAAACCCCACUGAUAUUCCAUCAGUGAACUGAGGCAGCUAGAUCUUUGUGAUGUCAAAUGUACUGUAGUAUAAAGCUGUCAUGUUUCUGGCCACCAGGUUUAUUGAGUAGGAGGUGUCUGUAGCCUCAUUCAGACCAACCUUGCUAGGAGGGAUACUGUCUUCAGCAACAAUAUCAAUUCAAAUAAAGUGUUAUGUGAAUGUGUUAGAGCAUAGACCCAACACUGAGUCCAAGACACAUUAUAUAGUACAUUUUCCACUCUUAAACCAUGUCCGCACUGAGCUAAAGGGGCUAAAGGGUAGAUCUGCCGCUUUCAAGGAGCGGGACUCUAACCCGGACGCUUAUAAGAAAUCCCGCUAUGCCCUCAGAUGAACCAUCAAACAGGCAAUGUGUAAAUACAGGACUAAGAUUGAAUCCUACUACAUCAGCUCCGACGCUCGUCGGAUGUGGCAGGGCUUGCAAACUAUUACGGACUACAAAGGGAAGCCCAGCCGCAAGCUGUCCAGUGACAAAAGCCUACCAGACGAGCUAAACGACUUCUAUGUGCACUUCAAGGCAAGCAACACUGAAGCAUGCAUGAGAGCACCAGCUGUUCCGGACGACUGUGUGAUCACGCUCGCCGUAGCCGAUGUGAGUAAGACCUUUAAACAUGUCAAAAUUCACAAGGCCGCAGGGCCAGACGGAUUACCAGGACGUGUACUCCGAGCAUGCGCUGACCAACUGGCAAGUGUCUUCACUGACAUUUUCAACCUGUCCCUAGCCGAGUCUGUAAUACCUACAUGUUUCAAGCAGACCACCAUAGUCCCUGUGCCCAAGAACACCAAGGUAACCUGCCUAAAUGACUACCGACCCGUAGCACUCAUGUCUGUAGCCAUGAAGUGCUUUGAAAGGCUGGUCAUGGCUCACAUCAACACCAUCAUCCCAGAAACCCUAGACCCACACCAAUUUUGCAUACAUCCCCAACAGAUCCACAGAUGACGCAAUCUCUAUUGCACUCAACACUGCCCUUUCCCACCUGGACAAACGGAACACCUACGUGAGAAUGCUAUUCAUUGACUACAGCUCAGCGUUCAACACCAUAGUGCCAUCAAAGCUCAUCACUCAGCUAAGGACCCUGGGACUAAACACCUCCCUCUGCAACUGGAUCCUGGACUUUCUGACGGGCCACCCCCAGGUGGUAAGUGCAGGCAACAACACAUCUGCCACGCUGAUCCUCAACACGGGGGCCCCUCAGGGGUGUGUGCUUAGUCCCCUCCUGUACUCCCAGUUCACCCAUGACUGCGUGGCCAACCACGACUCCAACAUCAUCAUUACGUUUGCCGACGACACAAUGGUGGUAGGCCUGAUCACCGACAACGACGAGACAGCCUAUAGGGAGGAGGUCAGAGACCUGGCAGUGUGGUGCCAGGACAACAACCUCUCCCUCAACGUGAUCAAUACAAAGGAGAUGAUCGUGGACUACAGGUAAAGGAGGGCCGAGCACGCCCCCAUUCUCAUUGACGGGGCUGUAGUGGAGCAGGUUGAGAGCUUCAAGUUCCUUGAUGUCCACAUCACCAACAAACUAUCAUGGUCUAAACAUACCAAGACAGUCGUGAAGAGGGCACGACAAUGCCUAUUCCCCCUCAGGAGACUGAAAAGAUUUGGCAUGGGUCCUCAGAUCCUCAAAAUGUUCUAAAGCUGCACCAUCGAGAGCAUCCUGACUGGUUGCAUCACCGCCUGGAAUGGCAACUGCUCUGCCUCCGACCGCCAGGAUCUACAGAGGGUAGGAUAGUGUGUAUGGCCCAGUACAUCACUGGGGCCAAGCUUCCUGCCAUCCAGGACCUCUAUACCAAGCGGUGUCAGAGGAAGGCCUUAGAAAUUGCCAAAGACUCCAGCCACCCUAGUCAUAGACUGUUCUCUCUUCUACCGCACGGCAAGUGGUACCGGAGCGCCAAGUCUAGGUCCAAAAGGCUUCUUAACAGAUUCUACCCCCAAGCCAUAAGACUGCUGAACAGCUAAUCAAAUGGCUACCCGGACUAUUUGCAUUGACCCCCCCCCCCUUUCUUUACACUGCUGCUACUCGCUGUUUAUUAUCUAUGCAUAGUCACUUUACCACUACCUACGUGUACAAAUUACCUCGACUAACCUGUACCCCCACACAUUGACUUGGUACCGGUACCCCCUGAAUAUAGCCUUGUUAUUGUUAUUUUAUUUUAUUUUUGACUUUAGUUUAUUUAGUAAAUAUUUUUCUUUGCUCUUAUUUUUCUUAAAAACUGCAUUGUUGGUUAAGGGCUUGUAAGUAAGCAUUUCAUGGUAAGGUCUACACCUGUUUUAUUCGGCACAUGUGACAAAUACAAUUUGAUUUGAUUUGAUGUCAAUGGACAAAAGUCUGGCAUUCACCACUUGAGAAUGUCAAAUGACACCAUGUUUGACAAGCUUUUCCAGUCGCCGGGUCAGUGUGAGGACGGAGUCUAUAUUCUGAGCCCAAGCAAAAGGAACAUGUCCCCGCUUUCAGUCUCACAAAAAUUCCUUUCAUAAAUUAAAGUGAAACAUUAAGGAUUUUUAGACUCUUCAAAGAAAGUUACGCCUAGUGGCUGGUAUCUUGAUAUCCGCUGUUAGUACAGCACAAGUUGCUUUUGUUUGUGUCUUCUUGAUUACCGUUUAUGUUGCUGGGAGCCUUGGGAAGGCUGAGGGAGAAGUAGAGGUGGGGUGCUGUGGACAGUGGAAAGGGUGGAGCGGGUUGCCAUUCACUUUGAAUGACAUGUUAUUUGGAACAUCGGCCAAGGACACAGCAUGCAUGAGAUGACGCACACACACACAAACACACACACACGUGCACAGAUUUGAGCACAUGGAUGCUGUAUAUACAUACAUACACUCACUCACAAAUAAUCAAACGCACACACAUUUUUUACCUCCCCUUGUAAAGCUUGAGCCAUUUGUUUUAAAGGGGAUAGGUAGAAUUGGGCUUCAGUUCUGUGCAAAGACUGAAUGCAUUUUCAUUCAAUGGGUUAGCAUGUAGCCUGUUCCCAGAUCUGUUUGUGCUCUUGCCCACUCCAUUGUCAUUUUCAUGCCAAUCAUGAUCAUUCCACAAGGAGUUGGCAAGAGAAACAGAAACAGACUGGCAACCAGAUUAGUUAGCAUGAAACUUGUGAGAGAUUUCUUACCAAUUAUUUUUUUAACCAAAUGUUAAUUUAUUUUUUUGUUGGGGGAGGGUAGUAUUAUAUACCACAUUUACAUUUCAGUCAUUUAGUAGACACUCUUAUCCAGAGCGACUUACAGGAGCAAUUAGCUCAAGGGCACAUCGACAGAUUUUUCACCUAGUCGGCUCGGGGAUUAGAACCAGCGACUUUUCGGUUACUGGCACAACGCUCUUAACCACUAAGCUACCUGCCGCCACCGGAUGUUUCAGAGCUCUACAUGGAUAUACUGAAUACAUGUAAAUACUGUCUCUCUGUCUUCACUCUCUCCAGUGUCAACCUCAGUUUCUGCCUCUCGGCCAAUGGGAAGCACCUCCCUGCUGAUCUAGGUGAGCCCAGUGUUUUCCGUUUUGUCUACAAGAGAUACAGCUUUUGUCAAAAUUGACUUUUCGUAGCAGGUUUAGGAGAACUUACAGAGCAGGUUAUGAUAAUUAGCUUAGCAGGUUAGGAGAAUUAGGUUAAGGUUAGGAAAAGGGUUAGGGUUAGCUAAAAUGCAAAAAAAAUGAACGUUUGACGUCAAUUUGACAAAAGCUGUAUCCCAUCUAGAAAUGACUAGGGUUUUCUUUUGUAAGGACUCCACACAGCUGUUCCCUAUUACCUUCUGUGGUGUGGCCACAAAUAUGCCUGAACUCACUGUGGUCAAUUUAGCAGUUAAGAUUAACAUGAAAGGACAAUCGAGUAAGUACAGGGGAAACAUUGCGAGGUUUGUGUGUGUAUGCGUGUGUUAACGUGUGUGGGUGUGUGAUUGUGUGUGUGUCUGCACAUGGGAAUUGGUAUUUGCAAUUGUGUGUGUGUGUAUUGUGUUAGUAUAUGCACAAUAACUGUGUAUGUAAUUGGUUUAGUUGGCCAGCAGCAUACCACCCUGCAUCCCACUGCUGGCUUGGCUCUGAUGCUAAGCAGGGUUGGUCCUGGUGGGUCUCUGGAUGGGAAACCAGAAGCUGCUGGAAGUGGUGUUGGAGGGCCAGUAAGAAGAACUCUUUCAUCUGGUCUAAAAAAAGUAAUAUCCCAGGGCAGUGUGUAGGGUGCCGUCUUUCGGAUGGGACGUUAAAUUGGUGUCCUGUCUCUCUGUGGUCACUAAAGAUCCCAUGGCACUUAUCACAAGAGAAGGGGUGUUAACCCCGGUGUCCUGGCUAAAUUUCCCAAUCUGGCCCUCUGUCAGAAGGCGACAGUGAAAUGCGGUAGGCGAAGUCACACGCAGGACACAGAGCUUACUGGAAACCGUAUUUUAAUCGAAAGUAACCAGUGAAAAAACAAUCUCCAAACAUCGGAGGAAACAAACAACCCGCACACGAACACUGCUGAUGACGCAAACAAUAACACACAACACACAAUGCACGACAGAGGGUUAAAUAGGGAAUACAAUACAACAUAAUGGGGAACAGGUGUACACAAUCAGGACACAACAAGUCAAACACCAAAACAUAGAUCGUGGCAGCUAGUACUCCGGGGACGACGAACGCCGAAGCCUUCCCGAGCAGGGAGGUGGAGCAGCUUUGGCUGAUUCCGUGACAGUACCCCCCCCCCCUUGACGCGCGGCUCCAGCCGUGCGCCGACCCCGGCCUCGGGGACGGCCAGGAGGAUGCGGAGCAGGGCGAGUCGGAUGACUCCGGUGGAAGUCCCUCAACAUGGAGGGAUCUAGAAUGUCCCUCCUGGGGACCCAGCACCGUUCCUCCGGACCUUACCCCUCCCACUCCACAAGAUACUGCAGGCCUCGAAUCCAAGAUGGACCGGACUGAGUACGCCGGAGCCCCCUCGAUGUCCAACGGGGGCGGAGGAGCCUCUUGUACCUCAUUCUCCUGGAGUGGACCAGCCACCACCGGCCUGAGGAGAGACACAUGGAAUGAGGGGUUAAUGCGAUAAUACCUGGGCAGUUGUAACCUAUAACAUACCUCGUUCAAUCUCCUCAGGACUUUAAAGGGCCCCACAAACCGCCGACCCAGCUUCCGGCAGGGCAGGCGAAGGGGCAGGUUUCGGGUCGAGAGCCAGACCCGGUCUCCUGGUGCGUACACCGGAGCCUCACUGCGGUGGCGAUCGGCGCUCGCCUUUUGCCGCCUGAUGGCACACUGCAGAUGGACAUGCGCAGCAUUCCAAGUUUCCUCCGAGCGCCGAAACCACUCGUCCACCGCAGGGGCUUUGAUCUGGCUCUGAUGCCAAGGUGCCAGAACCGGCUGGUAACCUAACACACACUGGAAAGGCGUCAGGUUAGUGGACGAAUGGCGGAGGGAGUUUUGGGCUAUCUCUGCCCAGGGAAUAUAUCCCGACCACUCCCCUUGCCGGUCCUGGCAAUAUGACCUCAGAAACCUACCCACAUCCUGGUUAACUCUCUCCACCUGCCCAUUACUUUCGGGGUGAAAACCUGAGGUAAGGCUAAUCGAGACCCCCAGACGUUCCAUAAAUGACCUCCAGACUCUAGAGGUGAACUGGGAACCCUGAUCAGACACUAUAUCCUCAGGCACCCCAUAGUGCCGGAAGACGUGUGUAAACAGGGCCUCAGCAGUUUGUAGGGCAGUAGGGAGACCUGGCAGGGGAAUGAGACGGCAGGCUUUAGAAAACCGAUCCACAACGACCAAUAUCGUAGUGUUCCCCUGGGAGGGGGGAAGGUCCGUAACAAAAUCCACCGAUAGGUGAGACCACGGCCGUUGUGGAACGGGUAGGGGUUGUAACCUCCCCCUGGGCAGGUGUCUAGGUGCCUUACACUGGGCGCACACCGAGCAGGAGGAAACAUAAACCCUCACGUCCUUGGCCAAGGUUGGCCACCAGUACUUCUCACUAAGGCAGUGCACUGUCCGACCAAUACCCGGAUGACCAGAGGAGGGUGACGUGUGAGCCCAGUAUAUCAACCGGUCGCGAACCUCGAGCGGCACGUACCUCCGACCCUCUGGACACUGUGGAGGAGUAGGGUCGGAACGUAACGCCCGCUCGAUUUCCGCAUCCACCUCCCACACCACCGGUGCCACUAAACAAGACUCCGGGAGUAUGGGAGUGGGCUCAAUGGACCUCUCCUCUGUGUCAUAUAGUCGGGACAGGGCGUCUGCCUUAGCGUUCUGGGACCCUGGUAUAUAGGUGAGCUUAAAUACAAAGCGGGAAAGAAACAUUGACCACCUUGCCUGGCGAGGAUUCAGCCUCCUCGCUGCCCGGAUGUACUCCAGGUUACGAUGGUCAGUCAGAAUGAGAAAAGGGUGUUUAGCCCCCUCAAGCCAAUGUCUCCACACCUUCAGGGCCUGAACCACAGCCAGCAGCUCCCUAUCCCCCACGUCAUAAUUGCGCUCCGCCGGACUGAGCUUCUUAGAAUAGAAAGCACAGGGGCGGAGUUUAGGUGACGUACCCGAGCGCUGAGACAGCACAGCGCCGAUCCCAGCCUCGGAAGCGUCCACCUCCACCUGGAAUGCCAAAGAGGGAUCCGGAUGCGCCAGCACCGGAGCCGAGGUAAACAGGUCCUUCAGGCGUUUAAAUGCCCUGUCCGCCUCAGCUGACCACUGCAGGCGCACCGGACCCCCCUUUAGCAGAGAGGUAAUGGGAGCUGCUACCUGUCCAAAGCCCCGGAUAAACCUCCGGUAGCAAUUGGCAAAACCCAAGAAGCGCUUCACCUCCUUUACCGUGGUCGGAGUCUGCCAAUUACGCACAGCAGAAACGCGGUCAAUCUCCAUCUCUACCCCUGACGCGGACAACCGAUGUCCCAGGAAGGAGAUGGACUCCUGGAAGAACAGACAUUUCUCCGCCUUCGCAUACAGGUCAUGCUCCAACAGUCUACCAAGCACUCGACGCACCAGGGACACAUGCUCGGCUUGUGUAGCAGAAUAUAUUAGGAUGUCAUCAAUAUAUACCACAUUUUACAUUUACAUUUUAGUCAUUUAGCAGACGCUCUUAUCCAGAGCGACUUACAGUUAGUGAGUGCAUACAUUAUAUUUUUCAUACAGGCCCCCCGUGGGAAUCGAACCCACAACCCUGGCGUUGCAAACGCCAUGCUCUACCAACUGAGCUACAUCCCUGCCGGCCAUUCCCUCCCCUACCCUGGACGACGCUGGGUCAAUUGUGCGCCGCCCCAUGGGUCUCCCGGUCACGGCCGGCUACGACAGAGCCUGGAUUCGAACCAGGAUCUCUAGUGGCACAGCUAGCACUGCGAUGCAGUGCCUUAGACCACUGCGCCACUCGGGAGUACGCCCUGUCCACAACACCCUGUCCAUGCAAGUCCCGAAAAAUCUUGUCCACAAAUGAUUGGAAGACUGAAGGAGCAUUCAUUAACCCGUAUGGCAUGACGAGAUACUCAUAGUGACCCGAGGUGGUACUGAAUGCUGUCUUCCACUCAUCUCCCUCCCUAAUGCGCACCAGGUUGUACGCGCUCCUGAGAUCUAAUUUUGUGAAGAAUCGCGCGUGUAAUGACUCCGUCAUACUAGCAAUCAGAGGGAGAGGAUAGCUGUAUUUGAUGGUGAUCUAAUUUAGACCACGGUAAUCAAUACACGGGCGUAAACCCCCAUCCUUCUUCUUCACAAAAAAUAAAAUCGAGGAAGCAGGGGAAGUAGACGGCCGUAAGAAACCCUGUCUCAAAGAUUUGGUGACGUAGGUCUCCAUAGCGGCCGUCUCCUCCUGAGAUAGAGGAUACACGUGACUACGUGGAAGCGCAGCGCCUACCUGGAGGUCUAUCGCACAAUCCCCCUGUCGAUGAGGUGGUAAUUGAGUCGCCUUCUUCUUACUGAAGGCGAGAGCCAAAUCGGCAUACUCAGGUGGAAUAUGCAAGGUAGGAACUUGGUUCGGGCUUUCCACUGUCGUUGCCCCUACGGAAACGCCUACACACCGCCCAGUACACUGAUCAGACCAUCCCUGGAGAGCUCUCUGCUGCCAUGAAAUGUUGGGGUCAUGAGCUGUUAACCAGGGAAGCCCCAACACCACGGGAAACGCAGGAGAAUCAAUCAAAUACAAACGUACUAUCUCCUCAUGACCCUCCUGCGUUUUCAUUUCGGAGAGGUGCCUUGACCUCCCUAAUCAACCCAGACCCCAAUGGGUGGCUAUCUAGGGCAUGAAUGGGGAAGGGCACAUCAACAGGCACGAUAGGAAUCCCUAACUUAUAGGUGAACUGGCGAUCAAUUAAAUUCCCAGCUGCGCCUGAAUCUACUAGCGCCUUAUGCUGGGAGUGAGGAGAAACCUCGGGAAACACCACUUUAAUACACAUAUGAUCAGCAGAGAGCUCUGGGUGAGUUGGGUGCCUACUCACCUGGAAUGACUCAUCAGUGCGUCGCCCACUGCCUCGAUUCCUAGGAGACCCUCCCCAGCACCGACCAGCAGUGUGUCCUCUGCGGCCACAGUUGGUGCAGGGGACGGCCCCCCUCCUGGUCUCCCUCCUGGUCUCCCUAGCACCAGCACCCCCGAGCUCCAUAGGGGUCGGCUCGGAAGUGCUGGGGGAUGGAAUGGACGGCCCUGAAUCCGGACGUCCGCGGGUAGCCAACAGGGGGGUAUCCAGGCGAAUCGACAUGUCCACCAGUUGGUCAAAGCUGAGGUUGGUGUCCCUGCAGGCUAACUCCCGACGCACGUCCUCCCUCAGGCUGCAUCUGUAGUGGUCGAUGAGGGCCCUCUCAUUCCAUCCCGUGUUGGCGGCUAGCGUCCGGAAGUCCAGCGCGAACUCCUGCGCGCUCCUCCUCCCCUGUCUCAGGUGGAAUAGACGCUCACCCGCCGCUUUACCCUCUGGGGGAUGAUCAAAUACUGCCCGGAAGCGGCGGGUGAACUCCGCAUAGCUGACCGUAGCGGCGUCUAUCCCACCCCAUUCGGCGUUGGCCCACUCCAGCGCCUUGCCGGACAGACAGGAGAUGAGGGCGGACACGCUCUCGUAUCCCGAGGGUGCCGGGUGAAUGGUUGCUAGGUAGAGUUCAACCUGGAGUAGGAAACCGUGACACCCGGCCGCGGUGCCAUCAUAAGCCCUCGGGAGCGAGAGCCGAAUCCCACUGGACUCCGGAGAUGGACCGAAGGGUAUGGCUGAUGGUGGUGGUAUCGUAGGAGGAGGUGUGGGCAAACCUCCACUCUCCCAUCGCCUCAAAGUGUCCAUCACCUCUUGCAUGGUGGUGCCCAGGUGCUGGAUCCUGGCCUCUUGGUGGAUUACGCGCUCCUCCAGUGAUCCCCUUGGCACAACCGAUCCUGCUGACUCCAUGAUGGUGUGUUAUUCUGUCAGAAGGCGACAGUGAAAUGCGGUAGGCGAAGUCACACGCAGGACACAGAGCUUACUGGAAACCGUAUUUUAAUCGAAAGUAACCAGUGAAAAAACAAUCUCCAAACAUCGGAGGAAACAAACAACCCGCACACGAACACUGCCGAUGAUGCAAACAAUAACACACAACACACAAUGAACGACAGAGGGUUAAAUAGGGAAUACAAUACAACAUAAUGGGGAACAGGUGUACACAAUCAGGACACAACAAGUCAAACACCAAAACAUAGAUCGGUGGCAGCUAGUACUCCGGGGACGACGAACGCCGAAGCCUUCCCGAGCAGGGAGGAGGAGCAGCCUCGGCUGAUUCCGUGACACCCUCAUACCGUCAUGGCCACCUAAUCAUCCCCAGCUUCCAAUUGGCUCAUUCAUCCCCCCUCCUCUCCCCUGUAACUGUUCCUUAGGUCGUUGCUGUCGUUGCUCAGUCAACUUACCAGGUAAAAUAUAGUUUGUGUACCCAUGCACAAAUGCAUGUAUGUUUCAAUGGGUUUGUUUUUGUGAUAUGUUAUAUGAAGUGUGUGUGUGACAUGUUCUAUUGUGUGUGUGUGUGUGUGUGUGUGUGUGUGUGGUGCAGUUUUUAUGGUGGAGGUGCAGUUGGACUAUCUGGAGCAGAAACAGAGGGAAUCAUCAGUGAGGAGAACUCUGUUCCUGGAUAGCCAACAGCCCAGCCUGCUGGAGACCAUCACUAUGGCCAACGGAGGACGAACGUGUCACGACACCCGCAUCUACCUGCGCGUUAGUCACUUCAAACACUUCAAACACUCAAAGAGAUGUUGCUGUUAAAAUGCAUGAGCUUAUAAUGCAUGCUUGUCAUGAGCAUGUUUGACCCCUUUUAUAAUGUCUAAUAAUCAUCUCAUUAUGAUAGACUAAAUAGCAACCAUUUGAAAUGCUGAUUGAUACAUAAAGAGACUUAUAAGCCUUGUUAUAAUUUUAAAGGCUCAGACAUGCUUAUAACAAUUAUAUAAAGCAUUAUGCCUGCGGGCUUUAAGUAAAGGGUUACCAAAUUAUUCAAAGACAUGUUGAGAAAACCACAGUUUAUAAAAACAACAUGGAUCCAAUGAACUGUGGGUCUUACCGAUCAAUCUCUCUUCUCAAGGUGGACCUAAAGUUGGCACAAAAAUGUUGGCUCGUUUCUUCGAAUCCAGCCUUCAAAGACCAGUAACUUGAAACAGGCUGAAACAUUUAAUGCUACAUUUGACAGUUUAUCUGUUUUUGAUUAUAGUUUCAAUAUGACUGAAAGUGAAAAUGUUCCCUUGCACUGUGCAUUUAGACAGAUCUAUAACAUUAUAUUUACUAUAAUGUACAUUUAGACAGAUCUAUAACAUUAUAUUUACUACAAUGUACAUUUAGACAGAUCUAUAACAUUAUAUUUACUACAAUGUACAUUUACAUCUAGAGGCCCACAGAGUCUUGUCUCAACCAGUUGACAAUAAGUAAAGUCAAGUUCAUGUUUAACACAUCAUGAAGAUAGGUCAGUGCAACAUCGAUUCACUUCCUCCUGAGUGUGUCAGUGAUGCCUUUGCCUUUCUUUCCUCAUGUGUGUUGUAGAGUGAAGGGGAGUUUCGGGAUAAACUCUCCCCCAUUUACGUCACCCUCAACUUUAGCCUGGAUCCUCUCGCUCCACUGGACCUCCAUGGCCUGAGACCCAUUCUAAACUACCAGACAACACAUAUUAUAAAGCAGAAGGUAUGUACUAACUACAUUAUUCAAUUAGGAACAUUUUGAAUUUCAGUUGAUAUCCUGAAUUGACUGAAUCGAACUGGAUUUGACCCCAACCAUGCCAGACAUCAUACCUUGUAGAGCAGAGAGAAUGUGUAGAGAAUAUCUGGUCAUAUUUAUCAGACCACAUAACUAACCGUUUAGAGCAGGUGCACCACAAAUACCCAUACUGAAACUCCCGACUACACAACCUAGAGAGCAGGGGUUAGCAACAGGGUCCCACGGGCCCAUAGAUUUUUUCCUCCCUCAAAUGUUGUUAGUAAAAACAAAAAUUUUCCAAAUAUUCCCACAGAUAAAAAUAAAUUUUAAAAAGAGGCGUGAUUGUGUCUCAAUGUAAUCAAGUUUAGAAAUUAUUGUCAUUUUCAAAUACAAUCUAUUUUUGGGCUUGUGGUCAAUUUGCAGUGAACAAAUUAUUAUAAUUAUUUUCCGGCCCCCCCAUCCAUUCGCUCUGACAAAAAUUGGCCCGCGGCUGAAUCUAGUUGCCUACCCCUGCUAUAGAGGGUAGCCUAUGAACAUAGUGCACACUCAAUUGAGUUAUUCUACCAGACUUCAUGACUUCACACACAAUGUGCACCUUAUCUACAUCCCCCGAUAUUUACAUUUUGUGCCAGAAAGUAGAAAGGGAUAAGGUCAGAAGUGGCUAUUUUGAAAUUGAUUUCAUAUGGAGGACCCCUCAGUAUUGCUGGUCCCCAUAUGGCUAAAGGUUGGGGGUUAGUCCUUAUAUACUAGGCACUGAAUUACAAUAUGUGGUAGCCAUAGAGUUGGAUAGAUGGCACACUUGCUACAAAGCCUUUUUUACUCUACUUUAGAAUAGAUGAAAGCCUUCAACGGCACUGCCCAUGCUGUCACAUAAGUGAAUUGAGAGUAGAAUCCUCAGGGGUGUGAAGGUGGGGAGUCACGGCUAUGCGAAAAAAACAGAGGGAGAACUGACGGCUCUUUCUAGUGGGGCGCUGAGGCUAGCCAUCUGGUUGUGGUUUGUUUAUGUAUGUUGCCAGUGGUCUCCGCCAUGUCGAGAGCCCAGCGAGCCAGACUUGGAGCACGUGUGUUUAUAUAUAUGUGUGUGUGUGUGUGUGUGCGCCGAGCCUCUCACUAUUGGCAGAGAAACCAAUACAACCUAGCUAGAACAGCUUUUGGGAACAGCCUGGACUUUCCAGGCUUAUGUUAUUACACUGAAACAUUUAGCAAUCUCUCUCUCUUCCUCUUGCACUUCUCAACUUGUCAAAACAUGAAUAAAGUUUCUUCCUCUUCUUAACGCCCCUUUUUUGUCCCAUGGAGGGUAGGCGAUGGGAAGAUGGAGGGAUGAAAGAGAGAGAGAGUGAGGGAGGGGAGAAGAUCAGCUAGGGAGGGUAGGGCAGUGAUUGUGUGUGACCUUUACCAGACCCCGUGCGCUCCUCUGUCUUGUGAUGUUGUGUUGACUGACCGAUUGCUACAUAGACUUGCGUGAACGAUAACAUUGGAUGCUUUAAAUUAGUGAUCACCACGGAGACGGAGUGAGUGGUCGCCUGUGCCGACUCUGCACUGUCGUAGCAUUCUUUUGGGCUCUAAUGUUUUCCACAUGUUGCUGCCGGGAUGGAUGGGGUGGUAGUGUAACAAUGGGUUCACAGUACGCAGUUGCAAUGUUGCAGGAGCGAUGUUGGAGACUGAAAAAAAGAGGAGUAGGAGAGAGAGGGAAGAGAGAUAGUCUAGUCAAAUCAUAUUCUAUUUAUACUGUACUGUGAUUUGUACAGUCUUUACUCUUUAGUGACAGAGUGCUUAGGAGACCAGUUCCUCUCCUCCCUAAGCAGCUCAAGUCUUUCCCUUUUCCUCCCAUUCCUUCCUUUCUUCAUGUUGGAGUACAUCUACCUUUCUUGAACAUCUUUCCUCUCCUCAUUCCCACCAAAAUGAAACACUCCUUCCGUUCAUUCUCACCUUCUCCCCUUCACUCAUUUGCUUUCCCUUUUUCCGUCCUUCACUUAUCCCUUUACUUCUCACUCCUCCCAUUCAUCCCCUCAUUUAGGGGGUUAUUCAUACAUCUUCAUUGCCGUGGUAAAUGUACCAGCGGUUGUUCAAAAACCAAUGUAAAUCUUCAUAGAACUGCAUGCUGUUUUUGCAGUUUUAGAAAAUAUAGUGGCUAGGUGAUAAGCCGAUAAUCUUAGUGAGUUUGAUUAAUGUCUUUCUUGGUAUCACAUAACUCUCUGUUUCUCAAUCUCUCUCUCUCUUUCAGUAGAAGAAGUGAGACUUGUUUUUAGCAUUCUAAGAUGUGUUUGCUUUGGCAUUGAUUUCACUAUGUCAAUUAUGUACAUUAGCUGAAUUGGCUCUAAUAAUUUUCUUCUUCAUAAAAAUCUAAAUCUCUCUCCAUCUCUCUCUUUCCAUCCCUCUGUUCUGCAGGCCCAGAUUCAACUGGACUGUGGGGAGGACAACAUCUGUGUUCCUGACCUCAAACUGGCCGUUUAUGGGUGAGCUGAAGUCCCCUCUCCGUUACCUGAGACCAAGGCAUUACUCCGGAAUAGCCUCCUUUGCUAUUCUCCCCUCUCCCUCUUGACCCAUCGACAGGGGAAGGGACUCAGUACGUCUCCAGCAUAUUGCUUUCACCUGUCACAUCCUUUCAGAUCAGUGGGAACCAAUGAAAGAAGAGGAGGAAAAUAAAAUUGGAUACAGACCAGUGAGAGGUCUAUAAUAGUGGGUGUUUUGUGUUAAAAGGUAAACUCCAGCGCAGAAAGUAUUUUUUUUUAAUGUUACAUAAAUUACUAGCAUAUUACAUGGUCAAAUGAUACACAGUAGCACCCUAUGGCAUACUUGUUUGUUUCUCUGGAAUUCAGUUAAAGCAGCACCACUGGGCACCAUUUGGUACCAGGUUGUUACCAAUGUUAUUUAAAUUUUUUUGAAGCAAGUAUCAUAUGAGUUUGUAAUUUUGAAGACAUAGCCACAGGAACAUAUACAAAACUAUGUGGACACCCCUUCAAAUUAGUGGAUUCGGCUAUUUCAGCCACACCCGUUGCUGACAGGUGUAUAAAAUCGAGCACACAGCCAUGCAAUCUCCAUAGACAAACAUUGGCUGUAGAAUGGCCCAACUGAAGAGCUCAGUGACUUUCAACAUGGCACCAUCAUAGGAUGCCACCUUUCCAACAAGUCAGUUAGUCAGAUUUCUGCCCUGCUAGAGCUGCCCCGGUCAACUGUAAGUGCUGUUAUUGUGAAGUGGUAGGCCACACAAGCUCACAGAACAAGACCGCAGAGUGCUGAAGCAUGUAGCAUGUAAAAAUUGUCUGUCCUCGGUUGCAACACUCACUACCGAGUUCCAAACUGCCUCUGGAAGCAACGUCAGCACAAGAACUGUUCGUCGGGAGCUUCAUGAAAUGGGUUUCCAUGGCUGAGCAGCCACACACAAGCCUAAGAUCACCAUGCACAAUGCCAAGCGUUGGCUGGAGUGGUGUAAAGCUCUCCGCCAUUGGACUCUGGAGCAGUGGAAACGCGUUCUCUGGAGAGAUUAAUCACACUUCACCAUCUGGCAGUCCGACGGGCAAAUCUAGGUUUGGCCAAUGCCAGGAGAACGCUAACUGCCCAAAUGCAUAGUGCCAACUGUAAUGUUUGGUGGUGGAGGAAUAAUGGUCUGGGGCUGUGUUUCAUGGUUCGUGCUAGGCCCCUUAGUUCCAGUGAAGGGAAAUCUUAGCGCUACAGCAUACAAUGACAUUCUAGACGAUUCUGUGCUUCCAACUUUGUGGCAACAGUUUGGGGAAGGCCCUUUCCUGUUUCAGCAUGACAAUGCCUCCAUGCACAAAGCGAGGUCCAUACAGAAAUGGUUUGUCGAGAUCGGUGUGGAAGAACUUGACUGGCCUGCACAGAGACCUGACCUCAACCCCAUCGAAAACCUUUGGGAUGAAUUGGAAUGCCGACUGCGAGCCAGGCCUAAUCAUGGAACAUCAGUGCCCGACCUCACUAAUGCUCUUGUGGCUGAAUGGAAGCAAGUCCCUGCAGCAAUGUUCCAACAUAGUGGAAAGCCUUCCCAGAAGAGUGGAGGCUGUUAUAGCAGCAAAGGGGGGACCAACUCCAACUGGUUUGUAUCCUCUUGCUCAUGGUUAUUAAUGGUUGAUCAUUGUUGUUUGAGUGUUGGAUAACAGCAGUGUAUGUUGCAUUUUAUCCUGAAUGGACCAACUGGGACCACUAAACUAGAGGAUGUUUUGUGUUCACAACCUUGAGGCUCAUCUCGGAGAUGAAUGUUAUUUACUACUGGUACUUUGUGUGGUACAUCCUCUGGGUUCAAUUAAACAUUGAACUAUUUGAAUGUACACAUGAUUAUAUUUAAUGUACAUGUUUUCCUGUAUCUUAUAACAUCUUAAAAGCUUUGAAUCAAAUCAAAUGCGACUUACAACCCCCUCUCUCCCUCACCACCUCAAACCUCCACUCCUCUCUCGGAGUCGGCAGCACGGUGUUCGGGAUAGACUAUCCAUGGUGUCACUUCCUCUGCACUUCGUUAAACUGGCCUGGCCACAAUUGGAAUCAGCUGUGUGGUCCUGGUGUAGAGCAUGGGGUCAUUGUGUCUAGACCUCCAGUGGACAGAGGGAGGGGCAUGAGAGGAAGAGAAGGGGGCAAUGAAAGAGGGGACAACCAAGGGACCGAGGAGGUCAUAUGGUUGGGGGCGGUGGGGGCUGGCUCUCCACCAGGACCCCACAGCUGAUUCCAAUUAUGGCCAGGCCAGUUUAACGAAGUGCAGAGGAAGUGACACCAUGGAUAGUCUAUCCCGAACACCGUGCUGCCGACUCCGAGAGAGGAGUGGAGGUUUGAGGUGGUGAGGGAGAGAGGGGGUUGUAAGUCGCAUUUGAUUUGAUUCAAAGCUUUUAAGAUGUUAUAAGAUACAGGAAAACAUGUACAUGAAAUAUAAUCAUGUGUACAAUCAAAUAGUUCAAUGUUUAAUUGAACCCAGAGGAUGUACCACACAACGUACCAGUAGUAAAUAACAUUCAUCUCCGAGACGGGCCUCAAGGUUGUGAACACAAAACAUCCCCUCACAUUGGAAUUCUCGGGAAGCAAACAAUUUAAGGCCUAAAAAAACCAGCUGUGUAUUACAUUAACGGAGGUCAUCGAAGUGAAAGUGCUGAAUCAUAGAUGCUUUUCUGAGUGACUGAGUGAUUUGGUCUCGUGGAAACUGAAAACACACAUUCCACUGUUUUUCAUGGGAAACACUUAACAUGAUUGUAUUAAUGUGCCGCUAAUAAAAAUCACAUGGCAAAGUCGUGAAACAAACUACUACGAGAGAGAGCAAGGAAAAGAGCUAGAACUAGUUUAGUGGUCCCAGUUGGUCCAUUCAGGAUAAAAUGCAACAUACUCUGCUGUUGACCAACACUCAAACAACAACGAUCAACCAUUAAUAACCAUGAGCAAGAGGAUACAAACCAUUUUGUUACUCUCCUGGGAAUAGAAGCGCAUUUCUGCAAUCAAGGUAUGUAAACAUAUACACUACAUGACCAAAGUUAUGUGGACACCUGCUCACCGAACAUGUCAUUCCAAAAUCAUGGGCAUUAAUAUGGAGUUGUUCCCUCCCUUUGCUGCUAUAACAGCCUCCACUCUUCUGAGAAGGCUUUCCACUAGAUGUUGGAACAUUGCUGCUGGGACUUGCUUCCAUUCAGCCACAAGAGCAUUAGUGAGGUUGGGCACUGAUGUUCGAUGAUUAGGCCUGGCUCGCAGUCGGCGUUCCAAUUCAUCCCAAAGGUGUUCGAUGGGGUUGAGGUCAGGUCUCUGUGCAGGCCAGUCAAGUUCUUCCACACUGAUCUCGACAAACCAUUUCUGUAUGGACCUUGCUUUGUGCAUGGGGGCAUUGUCAUGCUGAAACAGGAAAGGACCUUCCCCAAACUGUUGCCACAAAGUUGGAAGCACAGAAUCGUCUAGAAUGUAAUUGUAUGCUGUAGCGCUAAGAUUUCCCUUCACUGGAACUAAGGGGCCUAGCCCGAACCAUGAAAAACAGCCCCAGACCAUUAUUUCUCCUCCACCAAACAUUACAGUUGGCACUAUGCAUUCGGGCAGGUAGCGUUCUCCUGGCAUUCGCCAAACCCAGAGGUACUCUAUACAGCUUUUAGAAUGUUCCUGUGACUCACCAAGUAAAUAGCAGCAAAGUUUCUAGGCACAGAAUACUACACAUGUACCUUUGAAACAAUGUCAGAUCUUCAACGUUAUAUCCACUAUCAGAAAAAAAUCUAUAGACUGGGCAGCACCUCCUACUGGACAGUUGAUCUAUCUACAGCUACCCUUUGGUCUCCCAUCCAGGGUUUUAAUCAAGCCCUGCUUAGCUUUAAUAUUUGUCACCAACUACUACCAAUAUGCUAUCUUGAGAAUGAUUAUUGAGAGAUCUCUUAAUAAUUAAAUAGAUUCACUGUUGCUAUCGAAGUAAUUCAAAAGGGUAGGUUUAACAGAGCAAAUGAAAUGUAACCAUACUCUAUAAGUCAUAUAUCAUCAAUGAUACUAUUUAGGCCUAUAUAGCAUUUGCAAAGUCAUCAACAGCUAUUGUUUCAAUUCAACCCAGGGUUCAACUAAAAAUAAACAAUACAUACAGGCCAGGGGUUUCAAGCUCAAGUUGAUUUGAAAUGUAAUCUUCAAGUUAAUCAUUAUUUUGUUGGUGGUCUGUUGAUAUCCCUCUAGUGGUGUGGGGGCUGUGCUUUGGCAAAGUGGGUGGGGUUAUAUCCUGCCUGGUUGGCCCUGUCCGGGGGUAUCGUCGGUGCAAUAGUCUAUGUGCCGGGGGGCUAGGGUCAGUCUGUUAUAUCUGGUGUUAUUCUCCUGUCUUAUCCGGUGUCCUGUGUGAAUUUAAGUAUGCUCCCUCUAAUUCUCUCUCUCUCCCGCUCUCCCUCCCAUCCCGGAGGACCUGAGCCCUAGGACCAUGGCUCAGGACUACCUGGCCUGAUGACUCCUUGCUGUCCCCAGUCCACCUGGUCGUGCUGCUGCUCCAGUUUCCAUUCUUCUGCCUGUGGCUAUGGAAUCCUGACCUGUUCACCGGACGCGCUACCUUGUCCCAGACCUGCUGUUGCUGUUUUCAACUCUCUCUCUCUACCGCACCUGCUAUUUCAACCUCUAAAUGCCCAGCUAUGAAAAUCCAAGUGACAUUUACUCCUGAUGUACUGAACUGUUGCAACCUCUACAACCACUGUGAUUAUUAUUUGACCCUGCUGGUCAUCUAUGAACGUUUGAACAUCUUGGAGAAAAAUCUGGCCUUAAUGGCCAUGUACUGUUAUAAUCUCCACCCGGCACAGCCAGAAGGGGACUGGCCACCCCUCAGAGCCUGGUUCCUCUCUAGGUUUCUUCCUAGGUUUCUGCCCUUCUAGGGAGUUUUUCCUAGCCACCGUGCUUCUACAUCUGCAUUGCUUGCUGUAUGGGGUUUUAGGCUGUGUUUCUGUAUAAGCACUUUGUGACAUCUGCUGAUGUAAAAAGGGCUUUAUAAAUAAAAUUUGAUUGAUUGAUUGAUUGACUUAGUCUGGCUUUAAUUCCAGUUUGUCUACAAAUUAAUAAUUGAUAUGUUGGAUUCAAGUCUCCAUCUCAACCAAGAAUCAAAGUUAAACAAUAGGAUUAAAUCAAAUCAAACUUUAUUUAAAGUGCAUGUAAAGUUUGAUUUGAUUUGAUUUAGUCCUAUUUUCUAACUUUGAUUAUUUGUUGAGAUGGAGACGUGAAUCCAACAUAUCAAUUAUUAAUUUGUAGACAAACUGGAAUUAAAGCCAGACUAAGUCAGUGGCACAAAAUAUACAUCUCUUUCAAAUGUUGAUAUUUGGUUGCGUUGACAACCAAACAGAAUUCAAUAUAACUUUUGCAAUACAGUAAAUGGCAUAUUAACUUGUAGACAACUUAACAAAUAAUAUGUUGGAUUCACGUCUCCAACUAAAGCAAAAAUAAAAGUUAAAGAAUAGGAUUAAGUCAGUGGCUCAGAUGAAACUAUCAAAGCAUUAGAUAUUCUUUAAAUGUUGAUAUUUGGUUGCGUUGUCAACCGAACACAAUUCAAUAUUACUUUUGUAAAACAGUAAAUAGCCUAAAGUUAAGGCUAUCUUACAAACUAAUGUAACAGUAUUUAUUCAACCUUAAAAUUAGUUACACAUCCAUAGCCAGAUUUUUAAGGUAGUCUACUGUAACUAUAAAUGUCUUAUGUAAUCAUAGAAAGCGUGCAUGUUAAAGAUAGCAUGCAAAGGUCGCAGCUCUGUGGAGAUCUUCAUAAUUGCUAUAAUAAUCUGCGCAGAAUCUUGAACAGCAUUGAUCCCUUGCACUAUGUAGUUUUAAUGUAAUCUCAACAGCAAUCCAGGUCCUUUGGUUCUGCCAUUAGAUGAAGCACAGUGAUAACACAUUAAGUUGUUGGAUAAAUAUAAAAUAUCUGACAUUGUGCUUUUAAAUGGUUGAAAGCGCAGUGACAACACAUUUAGAUGACUACUAAACCAAAAAUCAAACAUUGUUUUUCCAUUGGAAUUUGGUUGUGCUUUUAGAUGGUUGAAAGCAUAGUGAUAACACAUUGGGAAUUCAACAAAAUUCUGGCUGUCUUUUUGAGUGGGUGAAUAAAGGUUAAAAUCUCAUUGAUUAAUGUCUCAACCAAAUAUUACCCACAUUUCCACGUUGAAAUUACCUAGUGUGCCCAGUGGGAACACACUUAGGAAGAUACCGGCCAUUCACUGUAGGAUACACACGUAUGGUUACCACCACCAUUUGGAAAACGUAGGAUGCUUGGAGUCAAGUUUGAGACAACGUUGUGUGGUGGUGUGGUUGUGUGUUUGCAGGAUAAUGUUUUUUCCCCCCACUGAUAUUGUGACAGACAAUGUCCAGCAGCUCCCUAUCAAAUAUUUAAUUGCUCUUCAAAGAUGAAAGGAGAUUAUUUACUACGUUCGUCAAAUGUAGACAAUGCAAAUUCCAUGAGACAAAAUAUCUGCAACAGGUCUCGUCAUGCUUGGGGAAAUGUCUGGAAAAAAAGAAAAAAAAACUACUUUUGAUUGUUUUACAUUGUUGUUGUAUUUUCUUGUGGUUUUCUUAGCGAUAGGACAGAGGUGUAUCUGGGUGACGAGAACUCCCUGACCCUGACCUUCAAUGCCAGGAACGAGGGAGAGGGCGGGGCCUAUGAGGCAGAGCUUUACGUGGUGCUACCCCCGGAGGCUGACUACAGUGGUAUAGCCCGCAACAAUGCGGUGAGGGAGCAACUGUCCUGUCCCUCUUCUGCUACGGCUAAUGGAAAUGACAGUGCUAAAAUAAUAAAGAUCCCUACUUGCGCUAAUGUGAAUGCUAAUGCUAAUCCACAUAACAAUAAUUUAACUAAUAUCAAUAUAGUGUUGAUACUAAUUAUAGCCUGAUGACUAAAACAAUGGUUCUGAUAUAAAUAGUUUGAGAAAAUGUGGAAAUGCUGUGAAGUAAAUCGCUGUCUUUGUCUCUCUCUCCAUGAUUUUGCUCGUACUGUAUCUCAUAAGCAGAGUCUGACUCAGCUGACCUGUAGCUACGAGGCAGAGAAUCAGACCCGCUAUCUGGUCUGUGACCUGGGCAACCCUAUGAAGUCUGGAACAAGUGUAAGUGGAUCAUCAUGGACUAACUGUUUCUUAAAUUCAAAUUUAGCUUUAUUGUCAUGAAAGGAACAAUCCAAUGUUGCCAAAGCAUUAUGGUACUUCUGUCCCUCUGAUUGUGAGUUUCUGUAUGUCUUUGCAAUUCUGAUGCUGCGUGGCCCAGAUUGAUCCAGGGUCUGUUAAUGACUGUUUGUGUGUUUAUGACAGACUGCCUUUCUGACAGAUCUGAGGUAGCUAUAUCUCUAGUGUCUUUGUGGCUGAACGCCUGUCUUUUCUAUGGAUCUUCACAGUUGUGGGCAGGCCUCCGCUUCACUGUGCCCCGACUGAUGGACACUCACAAUACAGUGCAGUUUGAGCUCCAGAUACGCAGGUAAGUCACAGUUGCAGCUUCAGCACAGAAAGUGUAUAAAUUACUUUGUAUUUAUUGAAUGUAUUCAUAUUUAGUUGAAUGUGAGAGGUUGAAUGUAUCUUUCCUUUUUAAAGUGUUUUGUUAAAUUACCUAAAUCCUAAUACUUCCAUACUUACUACCUUGUCCUGACUGAGCUAAGGUUAGGGUUAGUGGAUAGUUAGUUCAAAUGUUGUCGACAGUUAGGCGAACGUCUACAAACCAUCUACAGUAUUUGGCACAAUCCAAAUGAAGUGUUGCACUUGUCCGUUCUUUCUCUGCUCAGUAAAAAUGAGAAUAAAUCCCAGAGUGAUGAUGAGCUCUUUCAUCUGGAGGUGGCUGUGUUCGCUGAUGUUAUCCUACAGGGGUGAGUGGUCAUGGCUGGAUGGACAAACAAACAAACAAACAAACAAAUGACUGAAUGCUCUCCAUCACCAUCACUAAUAAACAUACUCCCUGUUUAGCUACACUCAAAGUGACUGGGUACCAAUAUAUUGUACCUCAACAGCCCCAGCAACAUUGUAAAUUAUGUUUCUUUAUAAACUGGGUGGUUCGAACCCUGAAUGCUGAUUGGCUGAUAGCUGUGGUAUGACAAAACAUUUAUUUUUACUGCUCAAAUUACGUUGGUAACCAGUUUAUAAUAGCAAUAAGGCACCUCAGGGUUUGUGGUAUAUGGCCAAUAUACCACGGCUAAGGGCUGUAUCCAGGCACUCGGCGUUGCGUCGUGCAUAAGAACAGCCCUUAGCAGUGGAAUAUUGACCAUAUACCACACCCCCUCGGGCCUUAUUGCUUAAGUACCACAUUCUGUUGGGUAUGUCUGCAUCCACUCCUACUCUUUUCUUCUCUUUUCCACCGUGUAUCUCUCUCCUUUUCUCGAUUGAAGCGUUUCUCGUCCGGACAAGCUCCUCUUCCCUCCCCCGAACUGGAGGAUGAGCCACAGCCUACAAGAGGAGCUGGAUGUUGGGCCUGAGAUCCAGCAUGUGUACGAGGUACUCAGUGUGUGCCACGAGAGUGGAUUUUGUGUUGUGUUUAGGGUUGGGUGGUUGAACAAAUGCUUAUCUUCAUAGCUUCCUGGUACAGUAUGCUGACUUGGGUUCUCUCUUUCGCUUCCUCUCGCUCUCUUCCUAUUUUCUCUCUCUCUCGCUCUCUCUCGCUCUCUCUCAGUUGGUGAACAACGGGCCCAGUAUGAUCAGUCAGUCGGUGCUGGAGCUGCGCUGCCCUCUGAGAGCUCAGGGUCACGACCUUUUGUACCCUCUGGAGGUCAUCACUCAGGGACCACUCUACUGCAACUCCAACCACACCCUCAAUGCACUGAAACUCAAGGUGAGGGACACACUUACACAGACACACAUGUAAGGAGGUAUACACGCAGGCUCAUACUAUACAUCCGCAGACACUCAUCCCAGAUACUGUAUACAUUCACGCCCACCCCUGAUACCUUGUCUUUUACUUUGUGUGGUGUCAUAUCAUUCACAGUAUUUAUGCCAAGGAUAUGCAGUUGUCCAUUGAUACCCAUGAAAGUAUUCUGUGUGUGUUGCCAGCUCCAGCCUCCUACAACAGAGCAGCCUCCCUCCCCACUGACGGCCAGCCCUGAACACCACAUCCAACGGAGAGAGGUCUACAGGGAUCCUCUGGCCGAACAAGGCAACCUGGUGAGGCAGCCUGGUGUGUGUCUGUGUUUUGGGGAGGAGGGGGGGGUUCUACAGUCACCUUUGGUACGUGCAGUUAGUGUGAUGAUGUUGGCAUGUACUGUGAGAACAAAUAUGGCUGAAAGGAAACCCCCAGACCGAUAAAAAAACAGAACUCAUUGUAGCUACAGAUUCUUCAAAUGGAAACAUGACUAUGCACACACGCAGCCCUCCACUGACAGGACUAACCCCACUCUCAGUUCCUCCAGUUUUAUAAAGCCAGCUAGUAGUGCCUCCCGAGAGCUGUUCAUCUGAUCCCCCAUAUGAAGACUCCGGGAGAUGUUUUCCCUAAUUUCUUCCCCCUUUCUCUACUUUUUCUCCCCCUUUCUCUACUUUUUCUCCCCCCCACUCGUCUUGUUUAGGGGUAGACAUGCCUAACCCAUGUGGAGUCAACACUGACACACGACCGCAGAGGUCUGUUGACUCUGAAAACAGUAAAACAGCAGAUAGCAGCUGUUAAAUGAAGUCACUUGGCACUUGGUCCGGGAGCAGAGAAGCUAGAGAGUAUAGUGGUGAUAAUGAGUGUCUUAUGGGAGUUUAUUGUCCUGCCUAACCUCUUCUCUUCCUGAAGUCAUCGUCUAUUAUUCUUUUGUAUUUAUGUUCGUAGUUUUUCAUCGUAAAUGCAGUUUCUCUCUUAGAGUCAAGGCUUUCGUUUCAUGUCCUAACGAUAACCUCAUGAGCUGAAUUACCACAGAAAGAAAACAUGAACAGUCAUCCGCGGUUUCCCCUAAUACCGCAAAACACAACCUGAAAGGAAAUUAUUUUAUCAUGGAAGGAGAUGAGGAUAUCUAUCAUAAUAAGCUCUGCUCAUAAUUAUACAUGGUAGAUCAUUCAUUUUAUGUGAAAUGAAUGUAUCCCAAAACAGCUCAUUGUUUUUGUCCCCUUACAUUCUCCACCCAAUGAUUCCUUCCUCCUCUCCCUAUCAUUCAGUAUACUGUCACUUCAAAAACUAAUGACCACAGAAAAUGCACAACAAAUGAACCAUGGCUCCCCAUUUUACACCAAGGACACAAAACGAACUACUGUCAUUCCCUUUCAUUAACAGCAAUGGGAAUCUCUCUCUACCAAAACCUUAAAGUCCAGUGUUUCCAGAUUUCUAUGAAACAUGACCUAUAAUUAAUUACAAUAAUGAGUUAUAUACGUUUCCUUCUAAAAACGUGUAAUUAAGUAUGUUAAAAAGCAGCUUUUCUGUGUUGUAAUGGUGUGGGCAUACCCCAACAACAGAAUGGUGUGGGCGUAUACCGGUCAUAAAAAAUAUUAAUACAAGUAGGCGACUGAUGAGGCAGGAUGACAUCAUUCUCUAUGAGGAAAUAGCAAGCAUUUUUUAAAUGGUCUGUUUGAGAUACAGGUUUAAGGUGGGGUUUUUGAAGUGUUUUUUCUCCAAUGUAUGCUUUGGCCACAAAUACGAGUAUAAGACAAGUCAACAUUAUUUGAGUAUGAGUUAACAGAAUAUGAACUUUUAAAAGUACCAUUUUCACUGGACAAUUACUUUAAAGAUACAUUAUGGAAGUCCAGUUACUAAUUGUUUAUGUCCAAUUUGGUCUUGAAUGAUACCCCAGAGCCAAAGUUCCAUAUAGCCUCUUGUACUGCUCACAAUCACAGACUGUUAACAACAACUGUUUGUGAGACUGAUUAAAUGUGGUGGUGGUUCCUUCCUCCAUAGUCGUGUUCUACCGCUGAGUGCUGGAGGCUGCACUGUCAUGUGGGGUUACUGGAGAGAGGAAGCAGUGUCAUUCUGACCGUUCGCUCACGCAUCUGGCCUGAGACCUUCAUUGAGGUGAGAGAGCAUGACUCUGUCAUGUCCUGUAUUGUACUGUGCUGUACUGCUCAUAUUAAAUGGUCGUUUGAAUAGCACAUGUACCUUAUAUUCUGUUAUGUAGAUCAAAUGUGAUUGAAUUUGGUAUUGACAAUCCUUAUGAUGAUGUAGUAUUAGUACUAUAAUGUAGUAUUAGUACUAUAAUUCUACUGCUGUUAUUAGUAGUAAAAAAUGAAGAACGAAAGAAAUACAGAUACAUGUAGGUCCUGCUAGUCUGUGGUACAAUGCCGCCCUCUCCUGGUAGUGAAUUCUUACAAUGAAAGGUAUUUGGUUUUUGGUACAUACAUUGGAAAUAUAUUUCAAAUUAUCAAUUCAACUCAUCCUUUCUUUGGACAAAUGCUGCAGAGGGCAUACAAGCAGUAUGUGCUGGAGUGUUCUGUCCAGUACAGAGUCGAGAAGAUGCCCUAUGCCAUCCCUCCCAAACUCAAACCCAGUGGAUCCCAGAAGGCAAGCGCUGUUUUAUAUUCCCCUUUAUUUAAUAAUCUGUUCAUUUACCUUUAUGGUAUUGAUGCUUUAUGCCUGUCCUGUCUGUGUGAUAUCGUUUGAAAAUGUGCACACAAAACAUUUUAAAAACAUUAUGUUAUGAGUAAUGUCACAUUAAGAUUUUAAAUCAUCAAUUUUUUCAAGUGACUUCUCAUUUCCCCACGGUAACAACAUGUAUUUGUGUUGCAGGUCCUGACUCCAGUGAUGUGGAUCAAGCCAGACAGCCAGUACACGGUACCACUGUGGAUCAUCAUUCUGGCAAUACUGGCUGGACUGCUGCUGCUCGCCCUGCUCAUAUAUGUACUCUACAAGGUAAGGGUGGCUCAUAAAGGACAAACCUAGCAUACUAAAUUACACACAUGUAAUGUCAUAAUGCUUGUUAACUGUUUAUGGUUGAGAAUACGUCAUAUAACCAGAUGAUGUCUUGGGACAUCACAUUUUGGUUGUUAUAUGGUCAAGCAACCACGUUCCUUUUUACAACCAGCAUACGACCUGACCAUGAUACCACCAGUUGUUGUCAGCUAGGAAGUAGCAUAAAAUGGUAUCUAAAAACUAUUAGAUAAGGUCAAGUGUUUCAAAUUUGAAAGUAUUGAAAGUGGAUGUUGGUAGCAAAUAAUGAUUGACAUUUUACAUUUUAAUCAUUUAGCAGAUGCUCUUAUCCAGAGCGAAUUACAAUUAGUGAGUGCAUACAUUUUUCAUACUGGCCCCCCCCCCCGUGGGAACUGCAAACUAACUGAACUGUCUGGUACAAUGAGGGCUAUUCAUGUAAUUAUUACAUUUGAAAUUGUUAUAAGUCUCCUUUUUCUUUCCAUCUUUCCAGUUGGGCUUCUUCAAACGAUCCAAUCCUUAUGGUACAGCCAUGGAGAAAGCUCAACUCAAACCCCAGGCUUCUUCUGAGGCCUAA
Messenger RNA from Coregonus sp. 'balchen', 54893 nucleotides. The record is from the annotation of a GenBank genome assembly. NCBI's taxonomy places the organism in Eukaryota, Metazoa, Chordata, Actinopteri, Salmoniformes, Salmonidae.